Messenger RNA from Coregonus sp. 'balchen', 47992 nucleotides. NCBI's taxonomy places the organism in Eukaryota, Metazoa, Chordata, Actinopteri, Salmoniformes, Salmonidae. The record is from the annotation of a GenBank genome assembly.
GCUCCAAGUCCAUGGACUACUCCAACGGCCUGUUUGACUGCCAGUCACCCACCUCUCCCUUCAUGGGCAGCUUACGGGCGCUGCACCUGCUGGAGGACCUCCGGGGCGUGCUGGAGCUGAUGGACACCGAGGAGAGGGAGGGCCUGCGCUGCCAGAUCCCCGAUGCCACCGCAGACAGCCUGGUGGACUGGCUGCAGCAAGGACACCUGGUGGUAAGACCAGUCAAAAGUAGUGCACUAUAUAGGGAAUAGGGUGCUGUUUCGGAUGUAUCCACUCAUGAUCAUAAUGAUAAUCUCAGUGGGUCAAUUUGGUUUAAUGUAUCGCAUUGUGAGGACUGCAAAGUCUUCCUGGUUUCGCUGGUGAAAGAACAUUUACUUUGAUAUCUAGCACCUACUAUAAGCCAUGUAUAUUAACUUUAAAUCCCUUGUCACACCUAAUGUGAGAGACACACACAAAUCUGUGAUUAGAUUUUUAAAAAAGGAGAGGACUAAGAGAAUGUCAUAAAGACAGACGUACUGUACACAGACAUGGGAGACGAAUGUUACAUUCCGUUAAAGUUCAUGUUCAGCUCUGAUGACAUCCCCCUUGUCACAUCAGUCUCCACAGCGGUGUCGCGCUACGGCUUGUGUUUGUCCAGACAUGUCAUGGUGUGUGUAAAUAUAGGCCUGCUGUUGCUGUGUCCUGAUUUAGGGUGUGAAAAGGUUAUAACCACACAGUGGACAUCUUUUGUUGUGGCGUCUGAGUUAUUCCCUCCUGUGUCACUACAGACAACCUGUUAGAAACCUGUCUGAGACUGUCGUGGGGAAUCUGGGAUGGUAUCUUGAUGAGCUCUACUGCUAUUUAAAGGAUACGAACGGUAUGGUAUGAGGGGAUACAUUAUCACAGACAUUUCCUGGUCAGGUUUGGUAGCAGAGUAGCAAUAUAGAAACCCUCUAAAUAUUGGUGAGGGGCAAUGUUGGUUGGGGUUGAAGUGCCAUAGGACUGCUAGAGGAUCUCGCUGUACAGCAAACCAGCCAACAUGCCCUUAACAAAAAAGGCAACUGGUUCGAAAUGUUGGGUCUUUGUGCCGGCUAAUAAUAAUAAAUUAACGAUUAAGCCUAUACAUUUAGCUCUCUGUGUGUGCUCUCCAUUCCAUUCGGUUUUGCAGCUGAUUUACAGUGAAAAUGUUUCUUGAACAGUCUUGGUUCAAACAAACUAGAUGAAGCCCAUCUGGUACAUGAUCAGCCUGCUCACAGUUCUUCAGCCUAUCCUCACUUUGAAUGUUUCAAAAACACCUCUAAUAUCAGGCUGCGUUGUCCAAGAACAGUGUCUCUGAAUGUACAAAGCAAAUAUCUCCCUGAACUCUUACUGUAUGAUGUAGUUAGUAUUCCCCUGGAAAUGUGAGAUAAAACCCAGGUGUUGUCACAGACCGCUGUGAGAAACAACCCACUGAUAUGUUGGGAUUGGGAACCAACAACAUGUUGCCGAGACAGCACUGAGAUUUGGGCUCUGGGCCAGGGAAAUGCCUGCGCUUGUGUGUAAUCCUAUAACUCUCUCUGUGUGUAUACUAGUCUCUGAAAAUGGUCCCCUCUUCGACCAUUUGAAGGUGUUGUUGGCAAAGGAAAGGGAAAAUGCAACAUCAAUCACGCUAGCUGUCACUCGAAGACUCUCAUGUUCGAUUGUUGUGCGAUAAUUGUCCGUGUUCAAGGUACUUCAAAUAUGCCCUGUUCACCCUUGAAAAUACUUCCGUGACCAAUGGUGCCACAACACCACUCUUUAGGUUUAUCUGACUUUAUCUUGAUACAUGAAAGUAACAAAAUGUCACUUUUUGGGCGACCCGACCAAAUUCACAUAGAAAUGUGAGUUACAAAGCUAUCAUUCUACUUGAAAGUAAGUCUCUAAGAAAUGAUAGAUAUGUGCUAUAUCUAUGCUUCCCAUUCUUAAGUUUUGUUUUUACAUCUUUUACUUUCGGUUUUGUACACCAGCUUCACACAGCUGGAACAACAAUACUUUUCAUUAUGGAAUAUAUAUUUCAUAGCGGUUUAGAUGGUACAAUGAUUCUCUACACUAUACUUGCUUUUUUUGUCACAUAAUCUGAAAUUAGGCAAACUAUUAAGAGUUUUAGCAACCAGGAAAUUGCACAGCGAUUUCUGCAUAGUGCAACGUUAAGCACUGAGGAUGUCACCAGCCUUACCAGUGUAGUAGAGGCUUAAUCUUAGAACCCAAAACCACAUCUUGCGUCCACGCUGGCCAGCUACUCAUAACUUAAUUAACAUUGAUGUUAAGUCUGUCACUAGGGACUAUUGGAGUCUGAAUGUUAACACUCACAGACCAAUCCCAUGUGUCACUCUCUCACUGACUCUCCAUGUUGUCUUCUCUAUGCCUGCCUGCAGUCCAAUGGCCACCACAUCUCCAUGGGUGGUGACCUCUACCAGGAGAGACUGUCUCGACUGGAGGGUGACAAGGAAUCCCUGGUGCUUCAGGUACUGUACAGUACACAACAACAUGCCGUAGCUAGUAGCUAUCCUACCCAGGCAGCAUUAAUGGCUCAUUAAAUUAUGUUACAAUAGUAUUAAUAAUAAUAAUAAUAAUAUGCCAUUUAGCAGAUGCUUUUAUCCAAAGCGACUUACAGUCAUGCGUGCAUACAUUUUUGUGUAUGGGUGGUCCCGGGGAUCGAACCCACUACCUUGGCGUUACAAGCGCUGUGCUCUACCAGCUGAGCUACAGAGGACCAAGUAUUGAUUGGUCUAGGCUGCCGCCGUCAGUUGAUCUAGGAGGUUCUGAACGUCUCCAGCACCCCUCUAUCCGUGCAUCGAUGGUCUGUCACACACGAUCCAUGGGGUCUGCAGUGACGUUCUUCAGUAAGAACUGUCCUCGAUCAAAUUAUAAGUGGCCUUUUUAGUGCAAUGAAGUGAAAUGAACGUAGCCUGGUCCCAGAUCUGUUUGUGCUAUAAGCCAAAUCACAACAUUGUUUGGGCAUGACAACCACCAUAGGAGUUGGCUAUACAGCACAAACAGAUCUGGGACAGGGCUAUAUAAUGAACUUGGUGUAAUAACAAAAACUCAAUCAACUCCAUUACUUUUCAAAUACAAAGCACUAUGCACCAUAAUAAUGUUAAUGUUACAAUUGUAAUGACAGCGUAACUACACAGGUAUUAGAGUUACUUAAAGUGUUACCCUUGUGUUCCUGUGCAGGUGAGUGUGUUGACAGACCAGGUGGAGGCGCAGGGGGAGAAGAUAAGGGACUUGGACAUGUGUCUGGAUGAACACCAGGAGAAACUGAACGCCACUGAGGAGAUGCUACAACAGGUCAGUUUGGAUGAGAACGGCCCCUGAAAAAUGGGUCUCUGUUGAAGUUAUAUCGUCAACACUGCUGAACAACAAAACCCAGCAAGCAAGCCAAGCUGUGUAUGUGUUUAUAUUUGGCGUGUUUUGUGAUUUCACAGGAGCUCCUGUGCAGAACGACUCUAGAGACUCAGAAACUGGACCUAAUGGCUGAGGUGUCCAACUUGAAACUGAAGCUGAACUCAUUUGAGAAGGACAGACUACACUUUGACCUCAGGGACAGUGAGGUAUGGGAUGGGAGGCCUCUGUUUAAGGACUGAUUCUUCUUACGGUCUUUCUCUCUCCCUCUCUCUUUCUGACACACACACAUAUACACACACACACUUACCCUUUCAUGCUGCCUGACACCUGUGUGGGGGAGGGAAGGCUUGCGUCAUCAUGUGCUCAAAGCCGCAGUGUGUGUGUUGGGGCAAUAAAAGAGACCAUUCACUUCCAAGGGAAUGCCAGACUUGCUAUGGCCAGACGCACUGUAAUUGUGUUUUGUUUGAAGGUAUGAAUGAGUUGCUCUUAUAAGAACGUGAAGCUUCAGGGUUUUAAUAAUAGGAAAUUGGAAGUAUUUUUCCUCUGGUUGUAUGGUUGCAAACAAUGAACAAAAGGUUAUGUUCAUAUCUUGUUUACGUGGAAGUUUGGAGCAAGUUUGGGGGGGGGGGGGGUGUAUUUGGACUCCAAUGAACUGUGGUGGAUUCUUGGACGGCUCUCAAACAUGUCAUGUUAUUGUUGUUAUGGCACAGCUUCUCUUCCAGUCCACUGGAACAGUGAGCUGCUGUCCAUUAUGUUCCACUUCACAGCCUAUCUGGGAGAGCAGAGCACAGAGGCACUCCCCACCAGAGGCACUUUCCUCUCACAUCUCCAAACCUGCUCUGGGAUUUCUACUGUCCCUGGAAAGCAGUCCCUCCAGAACACGAUAUGUUCUCCAUGGGGAUCAGUAGUAGGCCUUGGAGAAUGUAGGAGAAAAUUAUAAUAUGGUUCUCGGGAUAGGCUUCUUUUGAUAAAAAAAAAAAAAAAAGUAACCAUUUACUUUAAUAAGGAGAAGCCACACACUAAUGGCUCCGAUGCAAUAAAUGUAAUAAACUAACGUUUCGACAAAUAAGCUGCCUUCAUCAGGGUUCAAAAUACUUUUUUUUUAUAAAAUGAAAACCAAGGCCAAGUUUUAAAGUGGAACUGGAAUUCUCCAAUUAACCUACAACAUUGUUUUACAUGUCGAUGUUAGGUAAACUUGUUGAACGUGAUGAAAAUGCUUUUAGAACAUAUUAGAUGUUUUUUUUGAGCGCCUAGUACAAGCUAAGAGAGAUAUGGCCGCAGCCAUAUUGAAACAAUGUAAUGGUAAUGGUAGAGCAUCCGCGCACCUACUUUACUCAUGGCAUUUUAAUUAAGACUGAUCAAGAAGUGAAUAAACUAAAAGCUAAAACUACCAAUUUUGAGAUGGGAAAAACAAUAAAAUACUAACAAUCAUGUUAACAAGCCUGUAUAGUCCGGUCAAAAAUCCCCUUGCAUUCGUUUUUGAGCUCAUUCAGCUGUAGGCUACAUUACAUUGAUUUUAACAUGGGCAGGGACAUCAGAUCUACUGUUACCCGACAUUAACAUUAGUAAGCUAGCUAAAUGUCCAAAAUAACAAAGCAGGUAGCUAGCAUCAUCAAGCCUGUAUAGUCCAGUCAAAACCCCACUUGCACAUGUUUUUGUGUUCAUUCAGCAACAAGGUCUAGCUGUGUUAAACAUUACAGUAGUUUUGACAUGGUCAUCGGAUCGUAUUGUGUUAGCCGAAGUUAGCCAGCAAGCUAGCUAACAGCAAACAAGGUUAGUAAGUUAGCUAACUGCAUGGUAAUGCCAACAAUAAUAAAUAAUAAUAUGCCAUUUAGCAGACGCUUUUAUCCAAAGCGACUUACAGUCAUGUGCGCAUACAUUCUUACGUAUGGGUGGUCCCGGGGAUCGAACCCACUACCCUGGCGUUACAAGUGCCAUGCUCUACCAAUUGAGCUACAGAGUACCACAAUAAUAGUCACAUUUGCAGGCAGAUUGUGUACACUAUGCAUAAAAUAGUAUUCAAUAUGGUUUGCAGUGAGGGACUUCAAAUGUGCCAAACCUAGGAGAGGCUAUCUAGCUUGAUGGGCUAGAAAAACUAGUUUUCAGUCAAUGCAAGCUAGCUAGCUAGCUAAGUGUCUGUUCUGAAAGAGUUAGCUGCAGACGUGUAGGUAUGUUAAGUGUCUACUCCUAUUAAUUCAAUUGCAGCUAGUUGUGAUAUUUACCAAAUGAUGCUGCCAAUGUCCAUAGUAAAAUUCAUAAUCCAUUGUAAAAUCCUGCGCUGUAGCAAGCUGUUCUGCUAACGUCACUAGCUAGCAAAAUAUCCAUCAAUGAUAGCAGAGCUUGCCGGGGUUUUGAACUAGUUGGCUAGAUAUGAUAGCCCACCUUGCACAGUAUAAAUGUUUUUGUCAAUUUAGCGUUCAUGCCAUUUUACAAAGCACUUAUUUUCAUAUUUUUUGUUGUAAAAAUAAAGACAUUCUCAAUGAGGCUACUAACAUGCAUUGUAAUCUGGGCUGCCUUUCAGACGAACCAUUCAAGUGAUGCCAUUGAUGACAUGUUAUCAAGAUGGCGGCAUGCAGUAGUCAGAUGAGGCCAUUUUCAAAAGUUUUUACGUAAAUGAGUUUUUCAGUAAGGGUAGGAACAUACUUUAUCACAUUUGGUUAUCAAAAUCACCUUAACUUACUAAAAUGUUUCAGUUCGUCUUUAACGUAUGUUACAUAGCACAUGAUCCCAGAGGAACAAGCAAUCUUACUGUAUCUUACUGGUUUAUCAAGCGAUCAGGGUGACUGUUGCUCUAUGACUCCUUUUACUUCUGAGAAAAUCUCUGAUUUAACAAGCAUGUAUACAGCUUCCCUCCUUCCCCAGUGCACUGUGGGUAAUGCAGUCUUUCUCUCCCCUCUUAGGACAUGGGUCUGGAGAUUAAUGAGCUGAGGUACAGAGUGACCGAGAUGGAGAGUGAAAGACUUCAGUAUGAGAAGAAACUGAAAUCCACAAAGGUUAGUUAUCAUUAAGUAGGGUUGGGCUACCUACACUGCAGUAUGUAAGCAUAAUUCUGCAGAUAAUUAUCUACUUCCAAAAGGAAAACUUUUCACUGUAGCCAUUUAUUCUUUAUACUUAUAUCCUCUUCUUUUGACUACUUGUCAACUCUUGGGUAUCGUUGUGGCAAAUUCGUCCUUAUACUGAUCAAAGAACCAAAGUAUUUCCAGAGUUUUUGUAGAAUUAAGAUAGACUUUAUUACAAUGGACAAAGCUGAGUGGUCUGCAGAGCAUCUCCUUUUCCACCUCCCAGCUCUCAGUUUAUAUAGUCAUUUUACAUACAUUUUAGCUUAACCCCUCCCUCUUGGGUUGCCCCACCACUGUCUCCAGUUUCCACCUCUUGACCGCUCCGGUCUGACUUCUCUAUGUAUUCAGUUUGGAAACAAUGGUGGUGCGACCAAUCAAGCCUUGUCAUGCAAAAUCAUGUUCAGUUUGAACUUUGUUCAACCCCGGCUCACCCUGGCUUGACCUGGAGAUUGACUGUGGACAUGGCAGGUCCACAAUCAAUCUCUCAAACAUACCCAAGCCCAACCCCUCUCUCCCACCCCGUCUUGCUGUAAUUAAUCUAGAAGAUGCCCAAGGAGAGACAAAGGGUUUAGCCUAAACUCUGGUCAACCCCGGCUCGUUCCCGGAAUAUGCCUAAGGAGAGCCACAGGGUCACAGUCUGGUUUCAGUCACUGAUAAGAUAAGACAACUGUAGAAUCUGACCAGAACACGAACACAGGUCAGAUGCCCAUUUCACACACACAAACCCAGUGAGAGGAACCAAUUCAGUUCUUGCCUAGCAACAGAGAUGUACCCAUGUUUAACCCUGGCUCCGUGUUCGUCAUGCUGUGAUUAACUUUGUUUAUCUUAUAGUUUACUGAAAAAUCCUCAUCAUAUCCCCCCUCUGGGACUUCAUAGGUCCCACAUCCUUACAAAAGUAUACAGUUGAAGUCGGAAGUUUACAUACACCAUUUUUACUGUUGUUUUGAUCAACAGGGAUUUCAGCAACGGCAACACACAGCAAAAAACUAUUCCCAUUACUACCAGUGCUAUGCUUAUUAUCAUUGCCAGUUUAGUGAACAUUGCUCCCCAUUUUCCAAAAGUUAAGUCCAACCAAUCCCAGGCACGUGCGUCCUGCCCAGCAUUGUUCUUGACUUCCUGUCUCAAUCCUUUAAGCUUGAUCAUUGCCUCAGAGAAUGUUCCUCCUGGGGCAGUAUUAUUAGGAAUAAACGUGCAGCACUCGCUUCCAAACAUAACACAGACUCCUCCUUUUUCUGCUAGGAGCCAAUCGAGAGCCUGUCUAUUUUGCCAGGUCAUUCUACUUGCUGCCUGUACUUGUUCUCCCAGCGCUGACAAUGCUGAGGCAGUAUAAUUUAUGAACCUCUUUUGAUUGUAAUAUAUGUAAUUGAUCCAUUCCAAAUUUUUAUUAGGAAUUAUCCAAAGAAGUAUUGGUUCAAAUCCUGAUUUAAUCUCACUCCUAGCUUUAAAUUAAUUGGGAAUUCCUCUAGGUUGGCCUAUAGCAUAUAUUUGUAUGUUCAGAUUGGCUUCAUAUGCCCUUUUUGAUCUUUGUAUUUUAGUAUCUUGUAUAUCAACUUUUAAAGCCUUCCAGUCAACUAUUACAACUUUUUGUAUUAGCUGUACUCUGGCACAGAUCCCUUUCCAUCCUUUUGGUAAUAAUGUCCUUAGUUGCCCCUGACAGACCCAGAAUCUGCAAUGGCCACUGACUGAUCCUCAUACGGAGCGAUUAGCGGUAAUGCCAGUAUCUGAUUUUCGUAUAUUUCCGGGGUAACUAUUACCCCAGUACUUGACCCUACUGCCUGAUAGAUUUUUAAUUGAGGGGUGUUUGCAUUCCAAAGGCUAUCUGUAUCUAGGUGCCAUGUAGUUUCACAUUCUCCUUUGAAUUCUCCCAAAUUAUAUAACUCGAUUGUUUUAUUGUAACACUCAUAUUUUUGCUCAUAUUCUAUUUGAUAUUUCUCUGGUGCUUCCCUUUUCCUUGUUUCUAUUUUAAUGUCUAAUUGCUUACACUUCUCUCCCCAUCCUGGUUGAUUAUAAAAUUGUUUAUAUUUAGGAUUUCCUAAAUAUGACAAACAUUCUGCUGGGCAAUACGGUCUUUCCGAGUUCCUUAGAUGACAGAAGUUGUGGUUGAACGUAGCACAGUCCUGGUAACUGUGGGGAUUUGGAACUACUGUUAAAUCCUUUAAAGGAGAUGAAGUGCAUAUUCGACAGUUUUCUUUCUUUAAUUUUAAUGUAGCAUAUUGUGCCCAUCUAUACCAGUCAUUGUUUAGCACCUCAUUCCAUUCCCUUUCUUCUGCGUCUGGUGAGGCUCUAACAGGUAAGGGGUUUAGUGCACUUUCCCAAGGAAUAACUACUUCAACAACCCUGCCCCCUGGAAAUGUAGCACUUAUAAGUACUACAUUAAAUUGUUUAUCUAAGUCUUGGGCUGUUAUCCUUAUGUCUAUGAUCCACCUGUCUUUUUCUUUUAUUAUCUUGAGGUCACAGUUAACCCAUGUGAUUUCCCCAUAAUCCUUGUGCUGGUUCCUCCCACACCAAUAAUAAUUUGACCCUCGUACUUAAUAGCGAUCCCUUUCUGUACUUCAGUUGUGGUUCCUGCUUGGGCAGGAAUAUACAUUCUAAUCUUGUCUUUCUCUUCUCUGUCUUGUUCUUGUGCUCUUUACUAUAGUCAGUAUGCCAUUUUCCUUAUUCAACUGUUCUGGUUUCCAAUUUCUGUUAGGGGACUAGUCAAGGGUAGAGAAAUCAACGGUGGGGAAAUCUGGUGAGUCUUGGUUGUCUUGUAGGUUAUUGGAGGUCUGGGAUGUCUUGGAGGUCUUUUGGAGGCCAAUGUUAAUGUCACCUUUUAGAAUCCACUGUCUUUGACUCUCGCAAAGAUUCUCCAACCCCACUAAAUGUAAUACUUUUUCCUGUCGCAAAUAUAGUCAAUUUCUCAGCGUAAGGAAUCAGUGAUAUUUUAUCCCAAGCAUCUAUUAAAAAGUAGUUUGAGACGUAGUCUCCUACAUCGCCCUUAACAUACAUACUGUAGGGGACUUCAUCAAUCCUGGAAGAAAGAGUCCUACUCAAGACACAUCAUAUAAUACCGUGUUCAAUUAAGAGGAAAAGACACCUUAUAAAAUAAACAAACCAAAAACCCCUUUCGGAUAAUCCAAUCAUUGCAACCAGUGAUCUGGGUCAACAGCAUCAAUGUAACAGUUUUGCUUCCGUCCCUACCUGGGCUUGAACCAGGGACCCUCUGCACACAUCGAAAACAAUCACCCUCGAAGCACUGUUACCCAUCGCUCCACAAAAGCCACAGCCUUUGCAAAGCAAGGGAAACAACUACUUCAGGGUCUCAGAGCGAGUGACUUCACCGAUUGAAACGCUACUAGUGCGCACCGCUAACUAGCUAGCCAUUUCACACCGGUUAAACUCACCCCCCUUUGACCUCCUCCUUUUCCGCAGCAACCUGUGAUCACAGGCUAAAACAUGGAAACUCUUCUAUUCUUACUAGUAGACAAAAAAUAAAACCCAUUCUCAAACAGCGUUCUGCGUUUACCUCUAUCGUAGGGUUAAAAAACUAACUUGACAACUUUCACAAUCCUAGAUUGCUGUUGUAGCUUUAUGUUUUGGUUCAGUGUCUCUGUUAGGGUGUUGGGUCAGUAAUAUUUCUGUAGUGAUCUCAGCUAAAAGUUUUUAUAUUCCUCAGUUAAUGGUAUCUUUCUCCCUAAUAUAUCUUCGUACUCUGCUUCUUUCCCAAAAUGCAUUUUUAUCCCUUGUGUUCCUUUUUAAUAUUAUUUUAUUCUCUGUUCUCUCGUCUCAUUUCGCUAGACCACCCCCUAUUUUACCCUAAUAAUAUUCACGUUUCCAUUUUCGUACUCUAGGUAUCCCGUAUCCAAAUCCCUAUACCUUCUUUUCCUGUCCUUCAGUAUGUCUAUAUCAUACGUUAUUAUUUUUAUGUUUGCUGUCACUGUGUAAUCCGCUAUUGUAUAUCCCCUUAUCCUAUACUUAAAUGCGGCUGGUUCUCGUUCUAAUCUUAAAAAUAAAAAAAUAAAAUAAAUUGGUCAUUUAGCAGACGCUCUUAUCCAGAGCGACUUACAGGAGCAAUAAGGGUUAAGUGCCUUGCUCAAGGGCACAUCGACAGGUUUUUCACCUAGUCGGCUCGGGGAUUAGAACCAGCGACCUUUCGGUUACUGGCACAACGCUCUUACCCACUAAGCUACCUGCCGCCCUUACCCACUAAGCUACUACACCACCUUAGCUCCGCAAUGAGUGACAGUCAUAUAAUGCUUAACCUUAUCUCUAUCAAAUGAUCUAUGUAUUCUUUCCCACCCCUCACGUACGUCUGUUUUGAGUGCGCAAGUUAGUAUAUUUAAUAUUAUUCCACUUAUUACUUCAUCAAAUCUCUAGUAAUCGAUUACACGCACAUAAAAUUCACCAUAUCGUCAUAUAUUCACAUCAACCAAUCAAUUUGCGUUUUUAAUGAUUCUCCAUUGCCACACAUCCACUUAUCACAAUCUACUCCCAGCCGAACCAAAAACAACACUUCAGAUUGCGAAUCAUUUUCCACAUUUAUACCACUCCCAUAUCACAUUCACACAAUGUUAUUCUCAAACACACUUAAUCACUAUUUGUAUAACCUGCAGGAAUAUAUUCUUCUAUAAAAGGCCCCAAAUUUGGAAUGUCAACCCUAUCACAUUUACCAUUUUACUAUAAUCAAUUUUACCAUCCUAAAUCCCAUCUAAGUUUUCCAAAUCGAAUGGCCGAAACAAACUCUAAAAGAUUGGCCGAAAUACAAUGUCUAGAUGUCAUACAACCACACCAGUACAGAUAAGCAGCCGCUCGUGCCAACAUGAAUCGAACAGAAUGGCCAGCAGGAUGAACAAAUUAAUCAAAUGAAUUGAACAAAUGCACCAGACGAACAACCAAGUGACCUCGAUGAAUUGAAUGGCCGAAUUUAGUCAGACCAGUUGACCAAGAUGAACGGAUUGCUUUCGCAAACUCGAACAGGUCCAAUAAAACCAGUAUAAAAAAGUAUUUGAUCCCCUGCUGAUUUUGUACGUUUGCCCACUGACAAAGAAAUUAUCAGUCUAUAAUUUUAAUGGUAUGUUUAUUUGAACAGUGAGAGACAGAAUAACAACAAAACAAUCCAGAAAAAUGCAUGUCAAAAAUGUUAUGAAUUGAUUUGCAUUUUAAUGAGGGAAAUAAGUAUUUGACCCCCUCUCAAUCAGAAAGAUUUCUGGCUCCCAGGUGUCUUUUAUACACGUAACGAGCUGAGAUUAGGAGCACACACUUAAAGGGAGUGCUCCUAAUCUCAGUUUGUUACCUGUAUAAAAGACACCUGUCCACAGAAGCAAUCAAUCAGAUUUCAAACUCUCCACCAUGGCCAAGACCAAAGAGCUCUCCAAGGAUGUCAAGGACAAGAUUGUAGACCUACACAAGGCUGGAAUGGGCUACAAGACCAUCGCCAAGCAGCUUGGUGAGAAGGUGACAACAGUUGGUGCGAUUAUUCGCAAAUGGAAGAAACACAAAAUAACUGUCAAUCUCCCUCGGCCUGGGGCUCCAUGCAAGUUCUCACCUCGUGGAGUUGCAAUGAUCAUGAGAAUGGUGAGGAAUCAGCCCAGAACUACACAGAUCUUGUCAAUGAUCUCAAGGCAGCUGGAUCAUAGUCACCAAGAAAACGAUUGGUAACACACUAUGCCGCGAAGGACUGAAAUCCUGCAGCGCCCGCAAGGUCCCCCUGCUCAAGAAAGCACAUAUACAGGCCCGUCUGAAGUUUGCCAAUGAAAAUCUGAAUGAUUCAGAGGAGAACUGGGUGAAAGUGUUGUGGUCAGAUGAGACCAAAAUGGAGCUCUUUGGCAUCAACUCAACUUGCCAUGUUUGGAGGAGGAGGAAUGCUGCCUAUGACCCCAAGAACACCAUCCCCACCGUCAAACAUGGAGGUGGAAACAUUAUGCUUUGGGGGUGUUUUUCUGCUAAGGGGACAGGACAAGAAGUGGCUCAAGAAGAAGCACAUUAAGGUCCUGGAGUGGCCUAGACAGUCUCCAGACCUUAAUCCCAUAGAAAAUCUGUGGAGGGAGCUGAAGGUUCGAGUUGCCAAACGUCAGGCUCGAAACCUUAAUGACUUGGAGAAGAUCUGCAAAGACGAGUGGGACAAAAUCCCUCCUGAGAUGUGUGCAAACCUGGUGGCCAACUACAAGAAAAGUCUGACCUCUGUGAUUGCCAACAAGGGUUUUGCCAACAAGUACUAAGUCAUGUUUUGCAGAGGGGUCAAAUACUUAUUUUCCUCAUUAAAAUGCAAAUCAAUUUAUAACAUUUUUGACAUGCGUUUUUUUGGAUUUUUUUGUUGUUAUUCUGUCUCUCACUGUUCAAAUAAACCUACCAUUAAAAUUAUAGACUGAUCAUGUCUUUGUCAGUGGGCAAACGUGCAAAAUCAGCUUGGGAUCAAAUACUUUUUUCCCUCACUGUACAAAUACUAUUCCCCGUUCAUUCAGUCCUCUGGUUUUUACACCAAAGCUGUAUCCACGGUCCUUAUAUAGAAAUACUUAUCUUACAAUAACACCUACCCGUAUAACCCCCUUCCUGAUACACACAGAGACGGCUAUAUCCAUAGGACGUCACUUAUCUUACAAUGCCUACCCGUGCAGUCCGCUAUCGAUACUUCUUCUAACACAAUAGUGCGGUAGCCAUAGGACGUAACUCAUAUACAAAAAUCAAAAUCAACAUUGCAUGCAUGCUUAUUUCUCAUUCGAACAAAAACUCUGUACUUUUCCUAAACUUAGCCCAUAAUUCUGGAGAGACCCGGUACCUGACAUUCAGAAUCAGCCGAGUGAACCACACAAUUUCUAUACUAAAAGUAAGAACUCUGCUUACCUCUGUUUACAGUGGGCUCUGUGGUUGUGUGAUUCGUUCAGCCUCCUUCCAAAUAGCGCAGCAACCCUAUGGUUUCUUUUUCCAGUCCCUUCGUGGUCGGCAAUUAUGUUCAAAUUCGUUCUUAUACUGAUCAAAGAAACAAAGUAUUUCCAGAGUUUUUGUAGAAUUAAGAUAGACUUUAUUACAAUGGACAAAGCCGAGUGGUCUGCAGAGCAUCUCCUUUUCCACCUCCCAGCUCUCAGUUUACAUAGUCAUUUUACAUAUAUUUUAGCUUAACCCCUCCCUCUUGGGUUCCCCCACCACUGUCUCCAGUUUCCACCUCUUGACCACUCUGCCCACUUCCUUAGUUUAUGAUAGUGGCAAAAUCUGACUUCUCCUCUAUGUAUUCAGUUUGGAAACAAUGGUGGUGUGACCAAUCAAGCCUUGUCAUGCAAAAUCAUGAUCAGUUUGAACUCUGUUCAACUCCGGCUCACCCUGGCUUGACCUGGAGAUUGACUGUGGACAUGGCAGGUCCACAAUCAAUCUCUCAAACAUACCCAAGCCCAACCCCUCUCUCCCACCCCGUCUUGCUGUAAUUAAUCAAGAAGACGCCCAAGGAGAGACAAAGGGUUUAGCCUGAACUCUGUUCAACCCCGGCUCGUUCCCGGAAUAUGCCUAAGGAGACCCACAGGGUCACAGUCUGGUUUCAGUCACUGAUCAGAUAAGACAACUGUAGAAUCUGACCAGAACACGAACACAGGUCAGAUGCCCAUUUCACACACACACAAACCCAGUGAGAGGAACCAAUUCAGUUCUUGCCUAGCAACAGAGAUGUACCCAUGUUUAACCCUGGAUCCGUGUUCGUCAUAUUGUGAUUAACUUUGUUUAUCUUAUAGUUUACUGAAAAUUCCUCAUCAGUAUCCCCUCCUCCUUUUUGGUGUCUCUUCUCUUAUGACAUCUCUCUUUUUCUCUCUCUUUCCUUGGUUUACCUCCCUCUCCACUGCUACUAGUCGUUAAUGGCUAAGCUUUCUAGCCUGAAAAUCAAAGUGGGCCAGAUGCAGUAUGAAAAACAGAGGAAGGAGCACAAACUACAGGCACUGAAGGUUGGCUUCUCCCAGGGUUUCUGCUUGUUGCCAUCUGAUAUGGGGUUUUGGUCUUUCUACUUUUUACUUUGGUUUAGUUUUUGUUUUUUGAGCAAGAAUCUUUCAACUGGUGUUUUUUGUGUUUUGUUUUUACAUAUUUCCAGAUGAGAAAAUGUACAGUCUUUUUUGGUGCCAGUGAAAAAGCCAAAGAACUUAAACAUAUCAAUGUAAACCCUGAAAUACACCUUCCUUUAGGUGACACCCACAAGGCACCAGUUUAAGCAUACUGUGCAUUCGGAAAGUAUUCAGACCCCUUGACUUUUUUCACAUUUUGUUAUGUUACAGCCUUAUUCUAAAAUUGAUUAAAUAAAACAUUUACCUCAUCAAUCUACACACAAUACCCCAUAAUGAUAAAGCAAAAACAGGUUUUUAGAAAUGUUUGCAAAUGUUUUAAAAAAUAAAAAAAGAUACGUUCUUGCCAUAAGUAUUCAGACCCUUUGCUAUGAGCCUCGAAAUUGAGCUUGGGUGCAUCCUGUUUCCAUUGAUCAUCCUUGAGAUGUUUCUACAACUUGAUUGGAGUCCACCUGUGGUAAAUUCAAUUGAUUGGACAUGAUUUGAAAAGGUACACAUCUGUCUAUAUAAGGUCCCACAGUUGACCGUGCAUGUCAGAGCAAAAACCAAGCCAUGAGGUUGAAGGAAUUGUCUGUAGAGCUCCGAGACAGGAUUGUGUCGAGGCACAGAUCUGGUGAAGGGUACCAAAACAUGUCUACAGCAUUGAAGGUCCCCAAGAUCACACAGUGGCCUCCAUCAUUCUUAAAUGGAAGAAGUUUGGAACCACCAAGACUCUUCCUCGAGCUGGCCGCUUGGCCAAACUGAGCAAUCGGGGGAGAAGGACCUUGGUCAGGGAGGUGACUAAGAACCCGAUGGUCACUCUGACAGAGCUCCAGAGUUCCUCUGUGGAGAUGUGAGAACCUUCCAGAAGGACAACCAUCUCUGCAGCAGUCCACCAAUCAUGCCUUUAUGGUAGAGUGGCCAGACGGAAGCCACUCCUCAGUAAAAGGCACAUGACACCCCGCUUCGAGUUUGCCAAAAGGUAGCUAAAGGACUCUCAGACCAUGAGAAACAAGAUUCUCUGGUCUGAUGAAACAAAGAUUGAACUCUUUGGCCUGAAUGCCAAGCGUCACGUCUGGAGGAAACCCCUAUGAUGAAGCAUGGUGGUGGCAGCAUCAUGCUGUGGGGAUGUUUUUCAGCUAGUUAGGAUCAAGGGGAAAGAUGAACGGAGCAAAGUACAGAGAGAUCCUUAAUGAAAACCUGCUCCAGAGCGCUCAGGACCUCAGACUGGGGCGAAUGUUCACCUUUCAACAGGACAACGACCCUAAGCACCCAGCCAAGACUACACAGGAGUGGCUUCGGGACAAGUCUCUGAAUGUCCUUGAGUGGCCCAGCCAGAGCCCAAACUUGAACCCGAUCUAACAUCUCUGGAGAGACCUGAAAAUAGCUGUGCAGCGAUGCUCCCCAUCCAACCUGACAGAUCUUGAGAGGAUCUGCAGAAAAUAAUGGGAGAAACUCCCCAAAUACAGGUGUGCCAAGCUUGUAGCGUCAUUCCCAAGAAGAUUUGAGGCUGUAAUUGCUGCCAAAGGUGCUUCAACAAAGUACUGAGUAAAGGUUCUGAAUACUUAUGUAAAUGUGAUUUUUCCGUUUUUUAUUUUCAAUACAUUUGCAAAAAUGUCUAAAAACCUUGCUUUGCUUUGUCAUUAUGGGGUAUUGUGUGUAGAUUGAUGAGGUGAUAUAUUUUUUUUACACCAUUUUAGAAUAAGCCUGUAAGGUAACAAAAUGUGGAAAAAGUCAAGGGGUCUGAAUACUUUCUGAAUGCGCUGUAUACUGUAGCACAUGUAAACCACAGGUAUGUCUUAAUUGUAGCUUUCUUUGCCCUCAUUUGGAAGUCUGUUUAGCUGUUUCUUUCUUUCUUUUCCUCCCUCCCUUUUUCUCAUGGAUGAAAUGUCAUCUGAAAAAUCGUUUACUUUAUCCAUUUCCUGUUUAGUUUUUUAGUUUUUAAAGAAUCCAUGCUUGGUGUUCUAUCCCAUGCCUGGUCUCAGAUCUGUUUGUGCUGUUUUGCCAACACCUGUUGUCAUUGUCACGUCAAUUGAGUUGGCAAGACGACACACACAGGCCUGGGACCAGGCUAUUUUGACACUGCCAUGUAAAACGGCUCCUCCAGCACUUGCUGAGACAUCAACCACACCAGUCCAUUGCACUAACCACCUCAUCCACACCUCCCCCUCUCAAACACACACACACACACCCAGAGCAGGUGUGAUCGUCAUUGUCAAGUCAGCAUCUGAAUGAUUGUUGUGGUUUGUUUGUGGUGGUGGGUGUUGGGGGUAGAAGAGGGGGAGAUGUUAAGUCAGUGGCCACAUUCCUGGCUGACUAUGCUGCAGACGCCUGCCAGAUCUCACAACGCCUGCAUAGGUGGUUAACAUAUCAGUUAACCGCACCAUAUGACAUAGUAAUCUGAUGCUCUACUGCACAGUCGAUGACGUGGCACACAACCAUUGGUUGAUGCAAUGCAACGUCUGCAAUUUAGUCGGUCUGGAACGCAACAAGUGUUUUUUGGGAGGAUGUCCCUGAGUAACUGUUGUGUGUUGAACAGGAGGAGCUGGCGACGCUGAGGAGGCAGUUGGAGGGAAGGGACGGAGAACUGAGGAGGUUACACGGUGAGACUGGGUUCAGAGCCAUCACGCCGGGUGGCAUGGACAGUGGAGACAGAGGUGGGAUUAUGGACCAUAGUUCACUGUUUCUCUCUGUCUGUGUCUUUACUCUAUGGGGCGUUUCCCGGACACAGAUUAAGCCUAGUCCUAGACUAAAAGCAUGAAUGGCGGCAGGUAGUCUACGGUUAAGAGCAUUGGGCCAGUAACCAAAAGGUUGUUGGUUCGAAUCCCCAAGCCAACUAGGUGAAAAAUCUGUCUGAGCCCUUGAGCAAGGCACUUAACCCUAAUUGCUCCAGGGUCGCCGUCAACAAUGGCUGAUCCCUGGCCAUGACCCCACUCUCCACGAGUGUUUCAAGUAGUGGGAUAUGCAAAAAAAAAAUAAUAUCCAAUAGGACAAUGUAAGCACCCACCUAAUUAUUAUUAUGUAUUUCGAAAGUGGUUCUUUGUCCAAGACUAGCCUAAAUCUGUGUCUGGGAAACCAACCCUAUAAGACAAACAUAUACCAGUUCCAUUAAGCACAGAUGAUAACAUUUUGGUAACACUUUACUUAAAGCCGACAGUUAUAAUGCAUUAUAACGUGUUAUAAGCAUGUCUUAUUAUGCUUAAAAAAUAUUGUCUCUGAAAAAUCUGUGUCAUAUUUUGUAACCAAUCAACAUUAUUUAAAAUAUUCCAGUCUUGACCGAAGUCGUGAUGGACAGUCUUCAGAAACUGCAGCCAGUUUUUGUUUCAUACAGUAAUUCUGUGUCCUGUUUAGUCUCUCACCCAGAUGAAACUCUUAAAAAGAGGCUGAAAGAGAAACGUAAGGUUAUGGGUUUUAUCAAUGCUUGUAUUUAUUAUUAUUUGCUCUUGCACAACUGUCACUGUUGCAUGUAUGGGCAUGAAUGACCCAUCUGAACCUUGCUUGUCCAUAACCCAUUGGAAAGCUAUUUAAUACAGUGUAUACUCUUUGAAAUCGUUUUAUUAUCAGUUCAGCCACCGGUAUUUUAGAACUCAAAGAAGUGAAUGAAAAGAUGAUAUCAGUGGUUUAUAUUGCAGAAAGGUUGGCCUCUAUGUACUGUAAGAAUGGUAAAGUAAGUUGACUUAAUGGAAAUAUCUUAAAGGUGAAAUCUGUUAGUUUUCUGUCCUCCGUGGCAACCAGAUGAAGUUCAAAUGCAAAGAGUGAAACGCAACCUACACACAACAACAAGAAAUAUAUGCUGUUCAAAUUAAUUAACCUGCGCCUCUUUGGUAUUGUGAUUUCAACUGCCUCAAAAACUUUCUACACGACAUAUUGAUUACAAUGCGAAUCAAACUUCCGGAUUGUGCCUUUAAGACUGCCCUAAGGAAUAAGAAAGACACUCCCUUACGUAUUUAUUUGGAAAUAAAACGUUUUAUUUAUACUCCAGCAUUUUGGAUUUGAGAUCAAAUGUUUUAUAUGAGGCGACAGUACAGAAUUUCACCUUUAUUUGAGGAUAUUUUGAUACAUACAGUGCAUUCGGAAAGUAUUCACACCCCUUGACUUUUUCCACAUUUUGUUAGAUUACAGCCUUAUUCUAAAAUGGAUUAAAUAAAAAAAUGUCUCAUCAAUCUACACAAAAUACCCCAUUAUGACAAAGUGAAAACAGGUUUUCAGACCCUUUGCUAUGAGCCUCGAAAUCUAGCUCAGGUGCAUCCUGUUUCCAUUGAUCAUCCUUGAGAUGUUUCUACAACCUGAUUGGAGUCCACCUGUGGUAAAUUCAAUUGAUUGGACAUGAUUUGGAAAGGCACACACCUGUCUAUAUAAGGUCCCACAGUUGACAGUGCAUGUCAGAGCAAGAACUAAGCCAUGAGGUCAAAGGAAUUGUCUGUAGAGCUCUUAGAGAGGAUUGUGUCAAGGCACAGAUCUGGGGAAGGGUGCCAAAACAUUUCUGCAGCAUUGAAGGUCCCCAAGAACACAGUGGCCUCCAUCAUUCUUAAAUGGUAGAAGUCUUCCUAGAGCAGGCAGCCUGGCCAAACUAAGCAAUCGGGGGAGAAGGGCCUUGGUCAAGUAGGUGACCAAGAACCCGAUGGUCACUCUGACAGAGCUCCAGAGUUCCUCUGUGAAGAUGGGAGAACCUUCCAGAAGGACAAUCAUCUCUGCAGCACUCCACCAAUCAGGCCUUAAUGGUAGAGUAGCCAGACAGCAGCCACUCCUCAGUAAAAAGCACAUGACAGCCCGCUUGGAGUUUGUCAAAAGGCACCUAAAGACUCAGACCAUCAGAAACAAGAUUGUCUGGUCUGAUGAAACCAAGAUUGGCCUGAAUGCCAAGCGUCAUGUCUGGAGGAAGCCUGGCACCAUCCCUAGGGUGAAGCAUGGUGGUGGCAGCAUCAUGCUGUGGGGAUAUUUUUCAGCGGCAGGGACUGGGAGACUAGUCAGGAUCGAGGGAAAGAUGAACGGAGCCAAGUACAGAGAGAUCCUUGAAGAAAACCUGCUCAGGACCUCAGACUGGGGCGAAGGUUCACCUUCCAACAGGACUGAAGCACACAGCCAGGACAACGCAGGAGUGGCUUCAGGACAAGUCUCUUAGAAUUUUUCAAUUUAAAUUAUUAUAUAAAAUUCUUGCUACCAAUAGAAUGUUAUUUAUAUGGGGGAUACAAUCUUCCCAGCUCUGCAGAUUUUGCUGCGAAGAGACAAUCAAUAGGUCAUUUGUUUUGGUACUGUCCAUUUGUAGCUUGUUUUUGGACACAGGUCCAGGAAUGGCUAAAGGAUUGCAACAUUUACCUGGAGCUAACCCUGCAGAUAGCAUUACUGGGUGGUCUGAAAAGUCAAUCGAUCAAUAAUAUAAUAAUACUUUUAGCAAAAAUGUUUAUUUUCAAUUUACAUCUGUAGAAAGAAUGAGAAUAGAAAGGGUCAGAACUUUUGUAAAACAUCACAGUACAGUUGAAAAAUAUAUGGCAACUAGAAAUCCAAUAUGGAUGGUGUUAAGAGAUGGGUGGUGUUGAAGGAUGGGACUUUUAACAACUAACAACAACUAAUAACAACAAGAUAACUAAUAAUGUAAGCAUACUAUGUCCAUAAUAAGUAUAUAGGUUAUAGGUUGAGAGCUUUUGUGAAAGAGCACAGUUAGAAAGAUAUGGCAUAUAGAAGCAAACCGGAUGGACAUCAUGAAAAUGAUCGGAGAGGUUGAGGGUAGAGGAAGUUCAGGAGUAAAAACAAACAAAAUAUAAUUAUUGUAAAAUUGACUGUGUCCAUAAAAUGUAUGUAUAAGCUGGAAGUAGAGGCCUAAGCAUUGUUGCUUACUCCAAUUAGGGAAGGGGUGGUGGGGUUGGAAAGUAAUAAAGGGAAAUAUAUUUUUUAAAGGAAAUGUAUAUGUAUGUACAUUUGUGAGGGGAAAAAAGUAUUUGAUCCCCUGCUGAUUUUGUACGUUUGCCCACUGACAAAGAAAUGAUCAGUCUAUAAUUUUAAUGGUAGGUUUAUGUGAACAGUGAGAGACAGAAUAACAACAAAAAAAUCCAGAAAAACACAUGUCAAAAAUGUUGGAAAGUAAUGAAGGGAAAUGUAUUUUAAAAAAGGAAAUAUAUAUUUGCGAGAAGAAAAAAAACAUAUGGGGGAUUGGAAGUGAUGCAGACAAUUACAUUGAUGGAAGUUACAAUCUAUCUGCAAUAUUAAAGCUGAUCUACCCCCUAAUAAAAAUAAAAAAAAUAAAAAAGUAUUUGAAUGUCCUUGAGUGGCCCAGCCAGAGGCCGGACUUGAACCCGAUCGAACAUCUCUGGAGAGACCUGAAAAUAUUUGUGCAGCGAUGCUCCCCAUCCAACCUGACAGAGCUUGAGAGGAUCUGCAGAGAAGAAUGGGAGAAACUCCCCAAAUAUAGAUGUGCCAAGCUUGUAGCGUCAUACCCAAGAAGACUCAAGGCUGUAAUCGCUGCCAAAGGUACUUCAACAAAGUACUGAGUAAAGGGUCAGAAUACUUAUGUAAAUGUGAUCUUUCAGUUUUUAUUUUUGCUUAGUCAUUAUGGGGUAUUGUUUGUAGAUUGAUGAGGGGAAUUAUUAUUUUUUGAAUCCAUUUUAGAAUAAGGCUUUAACGUAAAAACAUGUAGGAAAAGGUCAAGGGGUCUGAAUACUUUCAGAAUGAACUGUAUCCAUUUUACCGUUGAGAAAUUAAGCACUGUAUGUGGAGCGGCAGGUAGCCUAGCGGUUAGAGCGUUGGGCCAGUAACCGAAAGGUUGCUGGUUUGAAUACCCGAGCCGACAAGGUGAAAAAUCUGUCGAUGUCCCCUCGAGCAAGGCACUUAACCCUAAUUUGCUCCAGGGGCACGGUACUAAUAUGGCUGACCCUGUAAAACAACACAUCACUGCACCCAUCAGUGACUAUAAAACAUGUUUUAUUAUUGUACCUAGUGCCUCCCUUUUUGAAGGUAUCAUAAGUAUUUGGACAAAUUCACUUAUAGUGUAUAACAUUUUGGAAUACGUUUAGUAUUUGGUCCCAUAUUCCUAGCACGCAAUGACUACAUCAAGCUUGUUUGUGACUCUACAAACUUGCUGGAUGCAUUUGCAGUUUGUUUUGGUUGUGUUUCAGAUGAUGUUGUGCCCAAUAUAAAUGAAUGGUAAAUAAUGUAUUGUGUCAUUUUGGAGUCACUUUUAUUGUAAAUAAGAAUAGAAUAUGUACCUGAACACUUCUACAUUUAAUGUGGAUGCUACCAUGAUUACGGAUAGUCAUGAAUGAAUCGUGAAUACUGAUGAGUGAGAAGAUGACAGAGGCAUAAAUAUCACAACCGAAACAAACUGCAAAUUCAUCCAACAAGUUUGUAGAUUCACAAGCUUAAUUUAGUCAUUGCGUGCUAGGAAUAUGGGACCAAAUACUAAACUUUUGACUAAAUGUUAUACACUAUAAGUGAAUUUGUCCAAAUACUUAUGAUACCUUCAAAAAGGGAGGCACUAGGUACAAUAAUAAAACAUGUUUUAUAGUCACUGAUGGGUGCAGUGAUGUGUUGUUUUACAGGGUCAGCCAUAUUAGUACCAUGCCCCUGGAGCAAAUUACUGUCCAAAUAAACACGUAGGGGAGUGUCUAUAAGAUGAUUUCCUGUCUACAUGUCAAAAACGUCCCUUUCUGCCACCUGUCAUGUCAUGGAUGCCAGCUCACUGUUCAUUCUGUGCUGUCAUCCUCCUGCUUUCUCCUACAACCAACAAUAAUCACCUCCUUUUAACACAGGCCUCUCCUCCUCACCCUUUCCGUACCCCACUCUCACCACUUGCUCCCUCCAUCAACACCCAGCAUGCUGUCUGCUAACCCUCAUAAUCAUCCUUGUCCUCUUCACAAUGUCUCCUCUCAUCAUGUCUUUAUUGUGACGGCUAUAGAACAGCACAUUGAUAUGGCUGUACCCACCAAGUCCAAAUCAUCCACCUCAAGGUUCCCUCAACUGUGUUAGAUGUGGUGCUUAUCUCACUGUGAGACUAGGAAGUGGUUAGACUACAUGGACAGGGAGCCAAAAUGUCCCCUCAGGAGCUAUCCCUGUCUGUUUAGAUAGUACUAUUGCAGACAGAGACCCCACUCUGAAUAGAGAUAUACUGUUGUACCAUAGAUCACUAUGGAUGAGUCAGUCAGGGGACCCCAGACAUACCUUUGCCCAGAGUUGACCCUGUUGACUGCUAUAUAUUCUCUGGCUGAAAUCCUGUUCUUUACCCUCCAGAUGUGGAAGUGCAGAGAAUGAAAAAAGCGGUGGAGUCACUGAUGGCAGCCAAUGAGGAGAAGGUACAGUGAACUACAGUUGACCCCCCCCCACCCCAUCUCAUUACUCUCGGAUAGUUUGUCUUGUCAAGUUUAAUGUGACAGGCCAAAGAAGAGGUUACAACCUCUCCGAACCUCUGUGCCCCUAAAAAGAAGGAAAAUAAACUCUCUGUACCUUGUGACCUGGCUUGACCUUUGACCUUUAUGUGACCCCUCUGCACCUGUAGGAUCGUAAGAUUGAGGAGCUGAGGCAGUCGCUGCUGCACUACAAGAAGGUCCAGGACAUGGUGAUGUCAGUGCAAGAGAAGAAAGGUUCGAGAAACAAUGUUCUAUUUCUUAAACCAUGUUCUAUCACAUUGUUUUAUCUCUGAGAGAAACACUUGUGUUCAUUAGGUUUAUGUGUCUAAGAUCAAAGAAGUAACUGCAAACAAUGCUGACCCUGUGAAUGAUCAGUCAGUUUCAGUUUAAGUAAUGAUACAGAAGUGAUUUGUAAGAGCAGAUAGAAGUGUUCUUAAGGUCAAUAUGUAAAAAAAUGUCAACUUCAAAGCUUCACAUUUCUGACAGUGGACUCUAAUAGAAUGCCCAACUCUGAACUCUCUCCUAGGCUACAUAAAAAUCUGACUGCUCAAAAUAACUCUUUCAUCUUCAAUUCCAGACAAAACCAAAGAUGGUGAGAGUGACGAGAGUAACAGCGACAACUCCCUCUCCAUGAUGUCAACGACGACCACCCCGGUUGCCCUGGAGUCGGAGAGGCACGCGCUAGCCGGAGUCGAGGAAGUAGCAGGGAAGAGCCCAGACGAGGUACAGGAUUACAUGAUGAUUUAUAGAUUGACUAUAACAGGCCAAGGCCCUCAGAUCACAGGAACAAAUUAUAUUUCUAUGAAUGAAUGUGUCAUCCGCAUUAGACCUUUUCAAAAAGCCUUCAUAUGUCCUCCAGCCAAUGAAACAGCCAAUAAUGACACAUGCUGUGAUUUAGAUUUCACACUUCUGAACCAGGUGUUGAGUCACUUUGUCAAAUUAGUCUGAUAACAUUCAAGGUAACUUUGCAGUGACACUUUGGAUGGUUGUCUGUUUGAAUUAUGACAAGCACCAUUGUCUUGACUGCUCGUUACCCUUAAUCUACUAAAUCGUGAAAACACCUUGACACGACAGAGAAACGUAACAUAUGAGGUUGAUGGCCCUCUCCUUCAAUGCGUAGCUGGAGACGCACUAUGGAGCUACUGAAGUGUCUUCGCCCACACCCAGCCCUACAGUCCUGUCAGCCUGCGAUCUACAGAGGGGGCCAGAGCUUGACCAAGCUGAACCUGAGAGGUGAGCUGAACGAGAUGUUUAUUUAUAGUCUUUGAAAUGGGCUUCGGCUAAACCUGUGGGACAAUUCCCACAUUUCUUCCAGCACAACAUUAGUGUUUUGUUUUGGGUGUCUGUCCAGUGCUGUUUUUCUUUUUACUAGGAACCAAACGGGACAAAACGGGAACGGACCUACGUGAAUUUCUCCAAUAAAAGCUACUGUGUGCACUAAUACACUCCUGUUGAUGAACAAAGUUAGUUUGCCCCUGAGCAAAGUGAGCUGACUAGGAAAGAGAGAUGUUGUGAAUGGUGUGUAAACCUACCUCCUGAAAUGAGACCGGGCUAAGGAAAAGGUCAAUACCUAGGCAAGAUAUCAUGCCUCAUCUUGCCUUAGCGUGGUAAAUGGGGCAUAAUUGAUGACAUUUGGACACCACAAGGUCCAAGGUGUCCCACAAGGGUGUCUACAUCAGCUUGACUGAAAAAUAAGGCUUCCUAUGAAAAAUAUCUAUAGCCUCCCCUCCCAGGUUUGACCAGUGUCCCACAAGGUGUCCCACAGUGUAGCAUGCAGCAGGCAGCUCACAGCAUGUCAUCCUUUUGCUUCAAGCUUCUGCUUUCUGUCAGAAUUCCUUCCUGCCAGUGGUUCAGUACCGUACAUUGACCACACCACUUUGGCACAUUGACCAGGUCCAAGUGUUGUAGUAUUCAUUGUGUUGAGCUUUGUCAUUUCAGGACCCUGGAUAUCCCAAAGUCAGGGAGUCAGGAUAACUUGUAUGUCAGCAACAGCGAAAAGGUAAAGAUAUUUCUGAAUUCCCUUGAAGGGGCAGUCAUCAUCCCUCAGUUCUAAAGUCAUCAUUGAAUUUCAUCAUUAACACUAAAUCCCAUAUCAUCAUCUGUGCCAGAUUACAUUGGUGAUUAAAGAAAAGCCAACAGAGGUGAGUCUGUUCUCAACUGUCUUCUUUCCAUAUUUCGGGGUCAGACACUUCAUUCUUUGCUUAUCCUCUCUUUAUCAUUUACAUUAUUUUCCUCUUUGGCCUCAUCCGUCUUGUUAGAAGGCUGACAAUCUAUUCCUCCUUCUGAAGGUUAGCAUCCUCAGUAAGGCUAGUGUGUGUGUGCGUGUGCACGUGUCAUCUUGGUUUCAUUGCAUGCGUUUGAUUGCCUUUUAUCAUGUUGAAUUGAAAUUGAUCAAUCCUUUUCACUUAAAGCCAACUCUGCACUGUCAGUUAUUUUCAAAUGCAAUUUCCUACAAAUUGUUUUAUUUAUUACUGCAUGUGUGUGAUGUGACAUGGUUCUGGCAUUGUGUGAACUGAUUUUGCAGAUAGAGGUUUUUACUUGCAAUGACUGUGAUAUGUGUUUGUUUUUUACCUACUGUACCUUAGUUGAAUGCACUGAUUGUAAGUCACUCUGGAUAAGAGCGUCCGCUAAAUGACUAAAAUGUCAAAUUGACGUGUCAACUCUGUAUUUUGCUACUGUUCAGAAUAAGGCUGUGGAGGAGAUCAGUAAGAUCAGCGAGCGCCCGCCAAAGUCUCCCUCUUCAUCUCGCCCGGAGGACGACAGCUUUGGUACCAAGAAGGCUCGCUCCUCCUUCGGCCGAGGCUUCUUCAAGAUCAAGGGGGGCAAGAGGACAGCCAGCGCCCCUAACCUGGGUAAGAGAGGGUGGAUGGAUGGCCUAGUGUGCGUGAAUGGGCUGUGGGUCUCAGGUGGAAGCUUUUUGGGAACAGGUCCCAUAUUCACAAACGACUGAGGAUCAGGUCCUGCCCGUCCCAGGUGGUGAGUGACUCCGCUGUCCUGGCGUCGUGAGGGAGCUUGUUCCACCAUUGGGGUGCCAGAGCAGCGAACAGUUUUGACUGGGCUGAGCGGGAGCUAUGCUUCCGCAGAGGAAGGGGAGCCAGCAGGCCAGAGGUGGAUGAACGCAAUGCCCUCGUUUGGGUGUAGGGACUGAUCAGAGCCUGAAGGUACAGAGGUGCCGUUCCCCUCACUGCUCCAUAGGCAAGCACCAUGGUCUUGUAGCGGAUGCGAGCUUCAACUGGAAGCCAGUGGAGUGUGCGGAGGAGGGGGGUGACGUGAGAGAACUUGGGAAGGUUGAACACCAGACGGGCUGCGGCAUUCUGGAUGAGUUGUAGGGGUUUAAUGGCACAGGCAGGGAGGCCAGCCAACAGCGAGUUGCAGUAGUCCAGACGGGAGAUGACAAGUGCCUGGAUUAGGACCUGUGCCGCUUCCUGUGUAAGGCAGGGUCGUACUCUCCGAAUGUUGUAGAGCAUGAACCUAAUCGUGUUCAUUAUUAUCUUAAAGGCAAAACUGAUCCUAGAUCUGCACUCUUACUCUGAGAUGCUUUUUAAAUACGGGCCCAGAUAUAACACUGCUACUCAAUGGUUUCUGACGGUUAUUUUGCUUCUUUUGGGCUAUUUUGACUUGUAUGGUGUGGUAUGUUGUGCAUUUUGACCAGUUUGACAUGUAUAAUUAGGGAUAUUGUAGUCUUUGUGUUAUUCUUUGUUUUUAAAUAUAUAUACAGUAUAUAUACACAACAACAUUUCUUUCUCUGAGCAAUUGUAUUAGUAUAGAAUAAUGUAAUUUCCACAUUUGUUGGAGCAUAGAAUAUAGCCCAGUAUUUGAAUUAUUUAUUUUAUACAGUCAUUGCUCAUCUUUAUCAAGGGUGUCAAUAAAUUCGGACCCCACAUGUUUCUGACACUUAAUUCAGACAGUAAGGAAAUUAGAGGGGUAGAAAGGCAAGUGGGAGAAACUAUGGAAAGGGUUUACACAGGGAGUCAUCUGACAUGCAGGGGAGUGGUACCACACCGGCUCUGCACGUUCUUUGUUUUAAUGCUGAAGACUGAGCGGUUCUUUCCAAAGAGCUUGGUUUUUCGAUGUAGCUUUUAGUUGUUUUUCUAUGUUCCCCAAACCACACCCAUAGUUAAAAUACAUACAUACACCAUAAUUACUAGUCCCAUAAAUUGUUCUCCCUGUCUGAUUAUGAAAAUGUAGUCUAGUAGCCUAGUGUGUGUGCUUUGUAUGUAUGUAUGUAUGUAUGUAUGUAUGUAUAUGUGUGUGUGUGUGUGUGUGUGUGUGUGUGUGUGUGUGUGUGUGUGUGUGUGUGUGUGUGUGUGUGUGUGUGUUAUAUAUGUGUCUUAUCUGUCUCCUGCCCCUACCAUCAUACUAUGAAUCUCCCCUGUUGUUUUUUCCCAUCGGUAACCUUUGGCCUCUUUUUGUGCAUUGUGUAACGCAUUGUGAAGACCGCAGCCAGAUUGCGUGUGCCCCAAUGCUAGGUUCAGAAUAAUGGAGCCAUUAUGUCCUCAGGGCAAGGCAGGGCUGCAGUAUGGCCUCUGGAGGAAUGACCACUACUGGAUAUGACCCCUGACAUAACAUUCCCCCCACCCCCUUCCUUCCCAAACCCGCUCAACCAACUUCUCAACCUCAACCAACUGUUGACUUUCUACUUUCACCUAACUCACAAACGUGUUGUGUAAACUGAAGGGUCCUUUGUAAUUCAAUUUCAGAAAUCAUGAUUCUCCCAAUACUUAGAAAUACAUUGUAGGUUUUGAACUCUCUUGGGUGCCCACUCUAUAUGGAAUAUGAGUUGAAGGUGACUUCUAUAUUCCAAGACGUAUUCCAUAAGCAUGCUUGUGACGUGUUGAUGGAAAGUAAGGGUAGGAAUUUCUGUUCUCUAUAAUACAAUUUCAGAAAUCAUGAUUCACCCAAGUCUUAUAAAUCUUUGUGGUGACCUCUUUAUUCCAAGACUUAAUGAAACAUGAUGAUUUUGAUGUAACUUAGGAGUUCAUGCAUAGAGAAGAAAGGGUUUGAAUUUCCACUCUAGACUUUAGACAUUUGAAUAGAGGUUACUCUCAGGCCACCAUGAACCCAUGGCAAAGCACUGUCGUGGCUGCUAUUGUGGGCGUCAGUUUAGUAUAUAAUUCUACAGUAGCUACACUAGACUUCCUUGUAUACAACCACACCCAUGUUACCAGCGGUUGUUCCUCGCCAAACUGCUUUUUACAAGCACCACUGCUGGAUAGCAUUAAAGCUGAAAGACUCAUCCCGAGUGGCGCAUCGGUCUAAGGCACUGCAUCGCAGUGCUAGAGGCGUCACUACAGAUCCGUGUUCGAUCCCGGGCUGUGUCGCAGCCGGCUUCGACCAGGAGACCCAUGAGGCGGCGCACAAUUGGCCCAGCGUCGUCCGGGUUAGGGGAGGGUUUGACCAGCUGGGAUGUCCUUGUCCCAUCGCGCUCUAGCGACUCCUUGUGGCGGCCAGGCGCAUGCGCGCUGACUUCGUCGCCAGCUGUACGGUGUUUCCUCCGACACAUUGGUGCGUCUGGCUUCCGGGUUAAGGGAGCAGUGUGUCAAGAAGCAGUGCGGCUUGGCGGGGUCGUGUUUCAGAGGAAGCAUGGCUCUCGACCUUCUCCUCUCCCGAGUCCGUACGGGAGUUGCAGCGAUGGGACAAUGUAACUACCAAGUGGAUAUCACGAAAUUGGGGCUAAAAAGUACAAAAAAUUAUAUAUAUAAAAAAAUACUGAGACAGCGUUUUGUAUGUUUGUUCUGUGCGUCUGCAAACUCUGCAUGUAUAUGUGCUCUUUUCUAUUUCUCCCCUCACACCAAACCAUAUCUGGGUCUUAUGACCAGUUGAUUUAAUCUGCAAUGAUGCCCCCCUAUACAGUUUCUUCUUGAAGUUCCUUUCUUUCAAAAAAUAUGAUGUUCUUCUUGAGAUGUUUUGACUUGUAUUAGUUUAUCCGCUGUUCACUUUUCCUGAUGUUCCUGACUACAGCUAAAUAUAAAAAUAGCCUUUUCCUUAAACCCUCUAAACACGGUCAGAUCCUGACUGUUGUUUCUAAAGUUAGACCACCUCACUCUCCCAUGUAACACGUUCAGCUCAGUGAGUCUCAUUUAGGAAUGUGUGUUUGCGCGAAUUACCCUCUGGUUAAGUCUAAUAAUGAAAUGUGAAUUGUAUACAUUUCAGUCCUGUUUUGUCUUUACACCAGUGCAUAACUAGUCUUUGAAUUAUGUAAGGCCUACAACUAAAAGAAAAGCACUCUAUAUAUAUAUAUAUAUAUAUAUAUAUAUAUAUAUAUAUAUUUCUUUUCUUUUUUUUAAGUCUUCGAUAAAAUUUUGAAUUUGGCCUUUAGUGCUAUAGCCCAAAUAAACACAUUGAAUAACAUUCAUAAAUGGCACAAAUAAAUCAUAAGGAAUAAGGUUUUUGAGUGUCUGUUCUAUAUCUAGGAGAUAUAAGAAAGCUCAGGAAUAUAAAAUAUUUAACCCCUUUUUGAGGAGGGGACACAAAACGACUUCCAUACUUCCAUAAAUUGUUUUAAACCGGUACCGGAUUACAUUCAGACGAGUCCCGUGGGUCUUGUGGGGGUCGUAGAACAAAACGGAGAGCACCAUCGUGUUCGCCAGAGCCUCAUCUUUCCAUAGAGUGCAGACCAAUAUUUUAGAAAAUAUUGAUCAACUUUAUUUUUAAGGAAAUUUAUUCCGUAUACCCAAUAGCAGUAGUGUAAAUUUACUGACUAUUAUAAACAAUCGUUUUUAAUCCUUGACUCCAUCUCCUUCAACAUGCUCCCUUUGAUGCUAUAACGUUAGCAUGAUCUGUAUCUGUAGCCUAGUAUGCAUAGUGCUCUGGCUAUACAUUUUAUCCGGUUUACAAAGAUACGAAAACGAUGCUAAAAGCCAUAAUCUCUGCUGAAAUUAACUACCAAAUAUCAUUCUUGGUGAGCUGCACUGCUGCAACUGCGUGAUAGUGGUUGGGCGUCGACUCCAAAAUAAUAAAUUCCUUGCCCGUCAAGCUUAGAUUCCGUUAGGAAUCGACUCCUAAGAUUGAGUAUUUUUGCAAAAGAGGAAACUAUUUGCCCUAGUCUACUUCGAGAACACAAACUCUCUCAUUUUUCACAGCAAAGAAAGAGCGAGCUAGUGAGGGAGACAGAGAGAUGGGAGGGGCACAGCCAGGUAUAGGUAGGCAUGUCUGCCAAUAGGCAGACAGUCAGAACCGUGCAUUGGUAAUCAGAAGACGCAAUGCUGUAUUUCUCAACUUCUUGGCUUGCAAUGUCUCGCACAAGUUCACUAAAGUAGGGGCUAUCAAUGAGUAGGCUGAGCUAUUUUACACCCAAAAAGUUUAGUGGGUAUGCCCUGCUUUGCAAUCUAUUUAUUACCUAGGACAGAGCUCUACAAUCCUGUAGGUUUUCACUCCAACCCUAAUCUAGCACAUCUGAUUCAAUAAUUAGCUGGUUGAUAAACUGAAUCAGGUUAGUUACAACUGGGGUUGGAGUGAAAACCUACAGGAAGGUAGCUCUCCAUGAACAGGGUUGGAGAGCCCUGACCUAGGACAUCAACAGCCAUCCAGGGUUUCAUUAAAUAAACUAUAGGCACACUACCUUUUACUGCACAUUUAGGCCUAAUUACACUGAAACGUUUGGCGAUGUGUGUAGAAUCGCUCAGCCUACUCAUUGAUAGCCCCUACUUUAGUGAACUUGCGCGAGACAUUGCAAGCCAACAAAUUGAGAUACAGCAUUGCGAUAGCCUAUAAAUCUUUUGAUUACCGAUGCACGGUUCUGACUGUAUGCCUGGUGGUCAACAUGCCUACCUAUGACUGGCUCUGCCCCUCCCCUCUCUCUCCCUCCCUCGCUCACUCUUUGUUUGCUGUAAAAUGAGCAAGAGUCUGUAUUCUCGAAAGUAGCCAAUGGCAACUACAGUGGAUAUACAGUGAGGGAAAAAAGUAUUUGAUCCCCUGCUGAUUUUGUACGUUUGCCCACUGACAAAGAAAUGAUCAGUCUAUAAUUGUAAUGGUAGGUUUAUUUGAACAGUGAGAGACAGAAUAACAACAAAAAAAUCCAGAAAAACGCAUGUCAAGAAUGUUAUAAAUUGAUUUGCAUUUUAAUGAGGGAAAUAAGUAUUUGACCCCUCUGCAAAACAUGACUUAGUACUUGGUGGCAAAACCCUUGUUGGCAAUCAGAGGUCAGACGUUUCUUGUAGUUGGCCACCAGGUUUGCACACAUCUCAGGAGGGAAAAUAAAAACCUUACAAUAACCUGGUUGUAUAAGUGUGCACACCCUCUUAUAACUGGGGAUGUGGCUGUGUUCAGAAUUAACCAAUCACAUUCAAACUCAUGUUAAAUAUAAGUAAUUACACACCUGCCAUCAUUUAAAGUGACUCUGAUUAAUCACAAAUAAAGUUCAGCUGUUCUAGUAGGAUUUUCCUGACAUUUUCUUAGUUGCAUCUCAGAGCAAAAGCCAUGGUCCGCAGAGAGCUUCCAAGGCAUCAGAGGGAUCUCAUUGUUGAAAGAUAUCAGUCAGGAGAAGGGUACAAAAUAAUUUCCAAAGCAUUACAUAUACCAUGGAACACAGUGAAGACAGUCAUCAUCAAGUGGAGAAAAUAUGGCACAACAGAGACAUUACCAAGAACUGGACGUCCCUCCAAAAUGUAUGAAAACACGAGAAGAAAACUGGUCAGGGAGGCUUCCAAGAGGCCUACAGCAACAUUAAAGGAACUGCAGGAAUUUCUGGCAAGUACAGGCUGUGUGCUACAUGUGACAACAAUCUCCCGUAUUCUUCAUAUGAAUGGGCUAUGGGGUAGGGUGGCAAGACGGAAGCCUUUUCUUACAAAGAAAAACAUCCAAGCCCGGCUGAAGUUUGCAAAAACAAACAUCAAGUCCCCCAAAAGCACGUGGGAAAAUGUGUUAUGGUCUGAUGAAACCAAGGUUGAACUUUUUGGCCAUAAUUCCAAAAGGUAUGUUUGGUGCAAAAACAACACUGAACACCAUACCCACAGUGAAGCAUGGUGGUGGCAGCAUCAUGCUUUGGGGCUGUUUUUCUUCAGCUGGAACCGGGGCCUUAGUCAGGGUGGAGGGAAUUAUGAACAGUUCCAAAUACCAGGCAAUUUUGGCACAAAACCUUCAGGCGUCCGUUAGAAAGCUGAAGAUGAAGAGGAAGUUCACCUUUCAGCACGACAACGACCCAAAGCACACAUCCAAAUCCACAAAAGCAUGGCUUCACCAGAAGAAGAUUAACGUUUUGGAAUGGCCCAGCCAGAGCCCAGACCUGAAUCCAAUUGAACAUCUCUGGGGUGAUCUGAAGAGGGCUGUGCACAGGAGAUGUCCUCGCAAUCGGACAGAUUUGGAGCGCUUUUGCAAAGAGUGGGCAAAUAUUGCCACGUCAAGAUGUGCCAUGCUAAUAGACUCCUAACCAAAAGACUGAGUGCUGUAAUAAAAUCAAAAGGUGCUUCAACAAAGUAUUAGUUUAAGGGUGUGCACACUUAUGCAACCAGGUUAUUGUGAGUUAUUUUUUAUUUAUUUUUCUCAAAUAUUUCAGUUUGUUUCUCAAUUGAAUUGUUCAUGUUAUAGGUCACAUUAAAGGUGGAAAAAGUUCUGACAUGAUUUAUCUUUGUCUCAUUCUUUUACAUCACAAAAACCUGGCAUUUUAACAGGGGUGUGUAGACUUUUUAUAUCCACUGUAGUUAUCUCCUUUGCAAAAAUACUGAAUCUUAGGAGUCGAGGAGUUGAUUCCUUGCGGAAUUUCGAGUAACAGUUCCUUGCGGAAUCGACGCUUGACACCCAGAAAUGGGAGUCGACAGGCAAGGAGUCGAGGAAUCUAUUAUUAUGGAGAGUAGAGGAGAAAAUCAGAGUGCCUUAAUUUUGCUAUUUGAAUGGUUAUUCCAGUGACCGUGGACAUUUGCCUGACAAAUAACUGUUACUCGAAAUUCCAUAACUGUCACAGCCCUAUCGGACGCUACAGACGUUUUUGUGACAUGUCUCCUGGUCUGACAAACAGCGCUGUAGCUCUGCCACUUUACACCGCAGGUGCGGAAGGCCGACAUCGGCGGAUGCGAUUGAUUGAGACGUAGCCCAUGCAAAUCUCUAGUUUAAACAGACAGAUUUUUAUGGGGAUUAAAAACACGGGUGCGGGUGCGUCAAUCAACUCUAGGGGGUUAUAACAGACCAGACUGUCAGGGUAUUAGUGUUGAUACCAUCCCCAUGAUCUCGCUGUCUGGGAGUUGUCAUGUGGCUGGCUUUAGGGUGUUUCUUCGUCACAGCCUCUGGCCCUGGGAAGCAGAUAUCUGUGCAUGGUUUUGUCUGAAAUGGCACCCUAUUCCCUAUACGGUGUACUACUAACCAGAGCCCUGGACAAAAGUAGUGCGCUACACAGGAAAUAGGGUGCAAUUUUGGACGCACCCCAUGGCUGUCACCUCAGUCACCAUGGUAGUAUGGCGGUGCUGAUGCCCUGUGGUCAUUGCUGAUGUCCUGUUUGUACAGCUGAGACCGAGCGAGAGGGGGAUACUGACCAUCUGGACCUGGCCGGGCUACCCCAGAGGUCAGCCAUCAGCGACAGCACCAACACACUGACCAGUGUGACCUCCAAUACCUCUCCCGAGGGCAAGAAGAAGUCCAGGGGAAUCAAGGCGCUCUUUGGAAAGUGAGUGUUAAAGAUGAUUGGUACAGAACCUCUUGAUGACACUGGCCUAAGACAUCAAAAUAGAGUUUGGGAUGCCUGGGUCAUAUUCAUGAUGCACCAAACAGAAAGAAACUAACUGAAAGGGAGCGACUACUUGAACUUGUCCAAUACAAAAUGCUUGUUUUCGUUUUCUGUUGCAAAACAAUUAGCUAUGGUGUGCGCUAAUGAAUACAACCCUGGUUAAUCUUAAUCUGAUUUAGCACUCUGAAAUAUAUCAGACUUUUGAAGAGCCUGAUCAAUUAAGCUUGCAAUAUAAGAAACAGAAACAUGGGGAUGUAUUAUUUUAUUAAAAAUAGCUUUCAGCAGUGGUAACCCCACCACUACCAUUAGUUUGGAGUCAUAAGUGCACAACUUUCAACCAUGACUAGACUUAAUUUAUGUAUCGUUUUUUUCCUUUUAAGGCUGAGGAGAAGUCAGUCCACAACGUUCAACCUGGAUGACAACCUAUCAGAGCCGGUUGAGUUCAAGAGAGGCGGAGUCCGAGCCACAGCUGGUCCCAGACUGGGCUGGUCCCGUGACCUACAGCAAUCACCCAACAAGUUAGUGUGCAUGUGGACUCACCUUGAAUUAAUGAGAAGCGAAAAGUUAGUGUGCGCAGUGCACUCCCCUAGAAUAAUGAUGAUAAGGAAGUUAAGUCUAAACUAGUUGGGUGUUGCGCACUACAAUGUUCAAGUCAUUCAGAAAUAUAAGCCAGUGUGUCCUAAUUAUCUCGCUUGUAGUGACCUGGACACCCCGUUUGCCCGCUGGUCCAAGGAGCAGGUGUGUGACUGGCUGCAGGAGCAGGGACUGGGGCUCUAUCUGAACAUGGCCACACAUGUGGAUCUCUUCUGGACAGACUCUGCUGCAGGCCUCACAGCAGGACCUAGAAAGGGUGAGUACUGAGCAGGAGAGAUUGUAUCUCAAUGAGACUAACCUGUAUGAAUAAAGGUUAAAUGAAACUAAAAAACACCUGGACACUGCAGUACAGCCAGAUGUAAUUUGUUAUUGAUCCCCCUGAGGCAUUUUCGCCCCAUUAGACUCAGAGUUGACGCAACCCUGGUUUAAAACACCUAUAGGUGAAGUCAAAGCCAGAGGCUAUGUAUUAUUGUACCGUACAUUAAGGGCCUUAAAAAUCGGACAAAUAAUCCUGUAAGGCAGCAAUUCUCAACUGGUUGGUCAGAACCCAAAUUUGAGUCGUGGGACAUUUUGAAUGGAUCGCGGGUGUUUGAGUAAAAAGUUAGAGUAUUAAAAGAAUACUCCAGUCUGAACUUAGACUAAACAACUAAAACCAGGAAGAAAGUGAUUAAAUAAUUGAAUCUCUGAACUAUUUUUCUUCAAUCACAGUAUUUUCAAUAUACACUGAGUGUACAAAACAUUAGGAACUCCUUUCUAAUAUUUAGUUGUCCCCCCUUUUGCCCUCAACAGCCUCAGUUCGUUGGGGCAUGGACUCUACAAGGUGUCGAAAGUGUUCGACAGGGAUGCUGGCCCAUGUUGACUCCAAUGCUUCCCACAGUUGUCUCAAGUUGGCUCGAUGUCCUUUGGGUGGUGGACCAAUCUUGAAACACACGGGAAACUGUUGAGCGUGAAAAACUUAGGAGCGUUGCAGUUCUUGACACAGACCGGUGCGCCUGGCACCUACUACCAUACCCUGUUCAAAGGCACUUUAAUCUUCUGUCUUGCCCAUUCACCCUCUGAAUGGCACACAUACACAAUCCAUGUCUCAAGGCUUAUAAAUCCUUCAUUAACCUGUCUCCUCCCCUUCAUCUACACUGAUUGAAUUGGAUUUAACAAGUGACAUCAAUAAGGGAUCAUAGCUUUCACCUGCAUUCACCUGGUCAGUCUAUGUCAUGGAAAGAGCAGGUGUUCUUAAUGUUUUGUAUACUCAGUGUAAUUCAUUCAUUCAUAUAAAAUUAUUCUAUAUUAUGGCAGAAUUGUUGAAGCAUGGUGCAUCUCAGCAUCAGAUUUCAUGUUCAGAUUCCAUACAUGCCAUCAAAUAUUCACAGCACUUUAUUUUGAACCUUCCUCUGUUUGAACUAUGUAGCCACUCUGGCAAAACAUACUGUACUUGGUAAGCUGUUGAAAGCAGUUCAUCAAAUGGAUGGAAAUAAUCCUUGUUGUCAAGCUAACUGUGUCUCUGUUCUGGCCUGGGGGUGUGGGGUAUAAUACACUGACUCUGGGUGGUUGUUAUCUGUGUGUGUGUGUUUAGGAGCUGGGCAUCAAACACCUGCUGCACAGGAAGAAGCUCCAACUGGCCCUGCAGGCUCUGGGAUCUGAGGAGGACGACAACAAGGGCAAACUGGACUACAACUGGGUGACCAGUGAGUAGAUGAAUGGGAGUCAAGGUUUUAUACUGGGGUUUCACUAUGCCUUACGUCAUCUCAUGUUGUCUAAAUGAUAUGGUGGGCAUUUCGAAUGAAUUGUAAUCUAGUUAACUAGUUAUACAUUUGAUUCAAGUGCUCUCAAAAUGCAAGUUUGAUUGUUUGAUUUCUAAUGGCGAAAUUGACUGGCAGGUUGGCAGAUCCCCUCUCACCCCCUCACCCUUCCUCGCCCUCUCUCUCGCCUCCUCUCCCCUUCUCUCGUCUCCUUCCUCAGGGUGGCUGGAUGACAUUGGCCUGCCUCAGUAUAAGACCCAGUUUGAUGAGGGGAGGGUGGACGGCCGCAUGCUGCACUACAUGACAGUAGUGAGUGUCACACACACACAAACAUUCCUGUCCUCAGGCCAUGCAUGGAUGGGUCUGAUCAGAGCCAAAGAUAGAGAUAUAUACCGUAUGGCUCUGGGCCUAAUGAUCACACUGCUAGUUCACAUUAGGCUGAACAGACUGUACAGCAUGGAUUAGUAACACUGGAGAAGGCCUCGUCUCACCCUGUAUGGACACAAUCACUACACAAUGGCUUGAUAUAAGACGGCUCACAAAAACACUAGCCAUGCACCACACUACAAUUCGUUUUUUUCAAUCGCUUUCGUUCAAUUUUCACAAGUAUGUGGUACAUUUUUACAACGCUUAAUAUAAAACUCAAAACAGAUCAUCAAACUGUCACUUUUUCACCAAACUUAAUCAUUGUUUCAUCUAGAAAUACAUGUUUCACAUUGCAAUUCAUAUAAAGUCAUUACUUUUCGCAAUGCUCACAUUACUUUUGAUAUGAUUGUCUUCUCAUUUGUGAAAAUACAUUUAGCUAUUAUUUAAUCUGACUGCUCUUAAAGCUGUAAUAUGUAACUUUUUGGGCGACCUGACCAAAUCCGCAUAUAAAUGUCAGUUAUAGAUCCAUUCUUCUCAUUGAACGAAAGUCUAAGAUGUGGUAGAUCUGUUCUAUGUGAGCUGUUUCUAUGCUUCCCUUAAGUUUCGUUUUUGCGUCUUCUACUUUUGGUUUUGUACACCAGCUUCAAACAGCUGAAUUGACAAUAUUUGUAGUUAUUAAAAAGGUAUUUCACUGCGUUUUAGAUGGUACAAUGAUUCUCUACACUAUACAUUUCUUGUUUUGUCACAAACUGAAAUUAGGCAAACUAUUAGAAUUUUUGCAACCAGGAAAUGGCUGAAUGAUUUCUGCAUAUUAUACCUUUCACCUUUAAUUUAUAAUUACUAAACCACUUGGUAAACAUAUUAGGCUUGGGCGGUAUCCAAAUUGUCAUACAUUCAUACCGACCUUGUGCCAUACUGGGAUAUUUGGUAAUACUGUCACUGAACACAAGGGGCGGUGUUUUCAAACAACUGAGGCGCUGUAAUCCAAAGGUUAGCAAUGCUAAUAGGUACAUGUAAAAUCCCAUCAAGAAUGCUAACUAAAUGCUAAUGAGUGCAGUGUGAACAUUUUAUAGUCUCUGACCUAAACUAUACAAGUAUGCAGGUCACUUAAAAAUGCUACACAGUUUGCUGCACGCACAAAACAAAUAUUAGACAGUAAAGCUCUUGAUCCAGGAGGGGAUUCUCGGCUGUUACCAAGCCAAAUUUGAUUUUGGAAGAAGCUAACCACUUAGCUAGAUAGCCAACUAUACUGAACAAAAAUAUAAACGCAUGCAUGUGAAGUGUUGGUCCCAUGUUUCAUGAGCUGAAAUAAAAGAUCACAGACAUUUUUUAUACGCACAAUAAAGCUUAUUUCUCUCAAAUUCUGUGCAUAAAUUUGUUUACAUGCCUGUUAGUGAGCAUUUCUCCUUUGCCAAGAUAAUCCAUCCACCUGACAGGUGUGGCAUAUCAAGAAGCUGAUUAAACAGCAUUCUCAUUACCUAGGUGCACCUUGUGCUGGGGACAAUAAAAGGCCACUCUAAAAUGUGUAGUUUUGUCACACAACACAAUGCCACAGAUGGCUCAAGUUUUGAGGGAGCGUGCAAUUGGCUUGCUGACUGCAGGAAUGUCCUCCAGAGCUAUUGCCAGAGAAUUUAAAGUUAAGUCGCCUCCAAUGUCGUUUUAGAGAAUUUAGCAAUAUGUUUAACCGGUCUCACAACCACAGACCACGUGUAACCAUGCCUAUGCCCUCCCAGGCUGCGUCCCUGCCCAGUCAUGUGAAAUCCAUAGAUGUGGGCCUAAUUAAUGUAUUUCUAUUAACUGAUUUCCUUAUAUGAACUGUAACAGUAAAAUCUUUGUUGCAUGUUGCAUUUAUAUUUUUGUUCAGUGUGUGUGUGUGUGUGUGUGUGUGUGUGUGUGUGUGUAUGUAUAUAUAUAUAAUACACAUACAUACAUACAUACAUACAGUGGGGAGAACAAGUACAGUGGGGAAAAAAAGUAUUUAGUCAGCCACCAAUUGUGCAAGUUCUCCCACUUAAAAAGAUGAGAGAGGCCUGCAAUUUUCAUCAUAGGUACACGUCAACUAUGACAGACAAAAUGAGAUUUUUUUUUCUCCAGAAAAUCACAUUGUAGGAUUUUUAAUGAAUUUAUUUGCAAAUUAUGGUGGAAAAUAAGUAUUUGGUCAAUAACAAACGUUUCUCAAUACUUUGUUAUAUACCCUUUGUUGGCAAUGACACAGGUCAAACGUUUUCUGUAAGUCUUCACAAGGUUUUCACACACUGUUGCUGGUAUUUUGGCCCAUUCCUCCAUGCAGAUCUCCUCUAGAGCAGUGAUGUUUUGGGCUGUCGCUGGGCAACACGGACUUUCAACUCCCUCCAAAUAUUUUCUAUGGGGUUGAGAUCUGGAGACUGGCUAGGCCACUGCAGGUCCUUGAAAUGCUUCUUACGAAGCCACUCCUUCGUUGCCCGGGCGGUGUGUUUGGGAUCAUUGUCAUGCUGAAAGACCCAGCCACGUUUCAUCUUCAAUGCCCUUGCUGAUGGAAGGAGGUUUUCACUCAAAAUCUCACGAUACAUGGCCCCAUUCAUUCUUUCCUUUACACGGAUCAGUCGUCCUGGUCCCUUGCAGAAAAACAGCCCCAAAGCAUGAUGUUUCCACCCCCAUGCUUCACAGUAGGUAUGGUGUUCUUUGAAUGCAACUCAGCAUUAUUUGUCCUCCAAACACGAUGAGUUGAGUUUUUACCAAAAAGUUAUAUUUUGGUUUCAUCUGACCAUAUGACAUUCUCCAAUCCUCUUCUGGAUCAUCCAAAUGCACUCUAGCAAACUUCAGACGGGCCUGGACAUGUACUGGCUUAAGCAGGGGGACAUGUCUGGCACUGCAGGAUUUGAGUCCCUGGCGGCGUAGUGUGUUACUGAUGGUAGGCUUUGUUACUUUGGUCCCAGCUCUCUGCAGGUCAUUCACUAGGUCCCCCCGUGUGGUUCUGGGAUUUUUGCUCACCGUUCUUGUGAUAAUUUUGACCCCACGGGGUGAGAUCUUGCGUGGAGCCCCAGAUCGAGGGAGAUUAUCAGUGGUCUUGUAUGUCUUCCAUUUCCUGAUAAUUGCUCCCACAGUUGAUUUCUUCAAACCAAGCUGCUUACCUAUUGCAGAUUCAGUCUUCCCAGCCUGGUGCAGGUCUACAAUUUUGUUUCUAGUGUCCUUUGACAGCUCUUUGGUCUUGGCCAUAGUGGAGUUUGGAGUGUGACUGUUUGAGGUUGUGGACAGGUGUCUUUUAUACUGAUAACAAGUUCAAACAGGUGCCAUUAAUACAGGUAACGAGUGGAGGACAGAGGAGCCUCUUAAAUAAGAAAUUACAUGUCUGUGAGAGCCAGAAAUCUUGCUUGUUUGUAGGUGACCAAAUACUUAUUUUCCACCAUAAUUUGCAAAUAAAUUCAUUAAAAAUCCUACAAUGUGAUUUUCUGGAUUUAUUUUUCUCAAUUUGUUUGUCAUAGUUGACGUGUACCUAUGAUGAAAAUUACAGGCCUCUCAUAUUUUUAAGUGGGAGAACUUGCACAAUUGGUGGCUGACUAAAUAUUUUUUUUCCCCCACUGUAUUUGAUACACUGCCGAUUUUGCAGGUUUUCCUACUUACAAAGCAUGUAGAGGUCUGUAAUUUUUAUAAUAGGUACACUUCAACUGUGAGAGACGGAAUCUAAAACAAUAAUCCAGAAAAUCCCAUUGUAUGAUUUCUAAAUAAUUAAUUUGCAUUUUAUUGCAUGACAUAAGUAUUUGAUCACCUACCAACCAGUAAGAAUUCCGGCUCUCACAGACAUGUUAGUUUUUCUUUAAGAAGCCCUCCUGUUCUCCACUCAUUACCUGUAUUAACUGCACCUUUUUGAACUCGUUACCUGUAUAAAAGACACCUGUCCACACACACAAUCAAACAGACUCCAACCUCUCCACAAUGGCCAAGACCAGAGAGCUGUGUUAAGACAUCAGGGAUAAAAUUGUAGACCUGCACAAGGCUGGGAUGGGCUACAGGACAAUAGGCAAGCAGCUUGGUGAGAAGGCAACAACUGUUGGCGCAAUUAUUAGAAAAUGGAAGAAGUUCAAGACGACGGUCAAUCACCCUCGGUCUGGGGCUCCAUGCAAGAUCUCACCUCGUGGGGCAUCAAUGAUCAUGAGGAAGGUGAGGGAUCAGCCCAGAACUACACGGCAGGACCUGGUCAAUGACCUGAAGAGAGCUGGGACCACAGUCUCAAAGACAACCAUUAGUAACACACUACGCCGGCAUGGAUUAAAAUCCUGCAGCGCACGCAAGGUCCCCCUGCUCAAGCCAGCGUAUGUCCAGGCCCGUCUGAAGUUUGCCAAUGACCAUCUGGAUGAUCCAGAGGAGGAAUGGGAGAAGGUCAUGUGGUCUGAUGAGACAAAAAUAGAGCUUUUUGGUCUAAUCUCCACUCGCCGUGUUUGGAGGAAGAAGAAGGAUGAGUACAACCCCAAGAACAGAACACCAUCCCAACCAUGAAGCAUGAAGGUGGAAACAUCAUUCUUUGGGGAUGCUUUUCUGCAAAGGGGACAGGACGUCUGCACCAUAUUGAGGGGAGGAUGGAUGGGGCCAUGUAUCGCGAGAUCUUGGCCAACAACCUCCUUCCCUCAGUAAGACCAUUGAAGAUGGGUCGUGGCUGGGUCUUCCAGCAUGACAACGACCCGAAACACACAGCCAGGGCAACUAAGGAGUGGCUCCGUAAUAAGCAUCUCAAGGUCCUGGAGUGGCCUAGCCAGUCUCCAGACCUGAACCCAAUAGACAAUCUUUGGAGGGAGCUGAAAGUCCGUAUUGCCCAGCGACAGCCCCAAAACCUGAAGGAUCUGGAGAAGGUCUGUAUGGAGGAGUGGGCCAAAAUCCCUGCUGCAGUGUGUGCAAACCUGGUCAAGAACUACAGGAAACGUAUGAUCUCUGUAAUUGCAAACAAAGGUUUCUGUACCAAAUAUUAAGUUCUGCUUUUCUGAUGUAUCAAAUACUUAUGUCAUGCAAUAAAAUGCAAAUGAAUUACUUAAAAAUCAUACAAUGUGAUUUUCUGGAUUUUUGUUUUAGAUUCCGUCUCUCACAGUUGAAGUGUACCUAUGAUAACAAUUACAGACCUCUACAUGCUUUGUAAGUAGGAAAACCUGCAAAAUCAGCAGUGUAUCAAAUACUUGUUCUCCCCACUGUGUGUGUGUAUAUAUAUAUAUAUAUAUAUAUACUGUAAUGUACUAUUAUGAUGACUAUUAUGAUUUUACUGGUUUAAAGAAAUCUGAUAUCAACAAGAUCUUUAUGUAACAAAUGCAUCCCCUAUACAGUAAACAUCAAUCCAAAAUUGAGUUGCUGAGGUGUUUUUGAUGGGGGGGUUUACACUGCUUUACUCAAAUGUAAUUGGCCAAUACAGUACUUUAAUACUGUAAAAUAUGCCAUUUACUUAGGAGAUGGUUUUAUCCAAAGGGACAACAGUGAGUCCAUAUGCUUUCGCAUGGGAAUCAUAAGUACAAUACUGUAAAAUACACUGCUCAAAAAAAUAAAGGGAACACUAAAAUAACACAUCCUAGAUCUGAAUCAAUUAAAUAAUCAUAUUAAAUACUUUUUUCUUUACAUAGUUGAAUGUGCUGACAACAAAAUCACACAAAAAUUAUCAAUGGAAAUCAAAUGUAUCAACCCAUGGAGGUCUGUAUUUGGAGUCACCCUCAAAAUUAAAGUGGAAAACCACACUACAGGCUGAUCCAACUUUGAUGUAAUGUCCUUAAAACAAGUCAAAAUGAGGCUCAGUAGUGUGUGUGGCCUCCACGUGCCUGUAUGACCUCCCUACAACGCCUGGGCUUGCUCCUGAUGAGGUGGCGGAUGGUCUCCUGAGGGAUCUCCUCCCAGACCUGGACUAAAGCAUCCGCCAACUCCUGGACAGUCUGUGGUGCAACGUGGCGUUGGUGGAUGGAGCGAGACAUGAUGUCCCAGAUGUGCUCAAUUGGAUUCAGGUCUGGGGAACGGGCGGUCCAUAGCAUCAAUGCCUUCCUCUUGCAGGAACUGCUGACACACUCCAGCCACAUGAGGUCUAGCAUUGUCUUGCAUUAGGAGGAACCCAGGGCCAACCGCACCAGCAUAUGGUCUCACAAGGGGUCUGAGGAUCUCAUCUCAGUACCUAAUGGCAGUCAGGCUACCUCUGGCGAGCACAUGGAGGGCUGUGCGGCCCCCCCAAACAAAUGCCACCCCACACCAUGACUGACCCACCGCCAAACCGGUCAUGCUGGAGGAUGUUGCAGGCAGCAGAACGUUCUCCACGGCGUCUCCAGACUCUGUCACGUCUGUCACAUGUGCUCAGUGUGAACCUGCUUUCAUCUGUGAAGAGCACAGGGCGCCAGUGGCGAAUUUGCCAAUCUUGGUGUUCUCUGGCAAAUGCCAAACGUCCUGCACGGUGUUGGGCUGUAAGCACAACCCCCACCUGUGGACGUCGGGCCCUCAUACCACCCUCAUGGAGUCUGUUUCUGACCGUUUGAGCAGACACAUGCACAUUUGUGGCCUGCUGGAGGUCAUUUUGCAGGGCUCUGGCAGUACUCCUCCUACUCCUCCUUGCACAAAGGCGGAGGUAGCAGUCCUGCUGCUGGGUUGUUGCCCUCCUACGGCCUCCUCCACGUCUCCUGAUGUACUGGCCUGUCUCCUGGUAGCGCCUCCAUGCUCUGGACACUACGCUGACAGACACAGCAAACCUUCUUGCCACAGCUCGCAUUGAUGUGCCAUCCUGGAUGAGCUGCACUACCUGAGCCACUUGUGUGGGUUGUAGACUCCGUCUCAUGCUACCACUAGAGUGAAAGCACCGCCAGCAUUCAAAAGUGACCAAAACAUCAGCCAGGAAGCAUAGGAACUGAGAAGUGGUCUGUGGUCACCAACUGCAAAACCAGUCCUUUAUUGGGGGUGUCUUGCUAAUUGCCUAUAAUUUCCACCUGUUGUCUAUUCCAUUUGCACAACAGCAUGUGAAAUGUAUUGUCAAUCAGUGUUGCUUCCUAAGUGGACAGUUUGAUUUCACAGAAGUGUGAUUGACUUGGAGUUACAUUGUGUUGUUUAAGUGUUCCCUUUAUUUUUUUGAGCAGUGUACAAUGCAUGAUUACAAUCCAGGUAGAAGGUGUAUGAUUGCCAUCCCUAUUAGCGGGCGACCCUCCUCCAGGCCAUGGCUGAGGCAUGCGAUGACAUCAAUCCAGACCAAUGUCAGGCUUGGAUUCGCCAUGCCAAAAGGUUUUUCCCCAGGUGAAUGAACAAUGUGGACAUUGACUGCAAUGUCGAUGAGAACCUAUGGCAGAGAGUAGCGUUAGAGUGCUUGAUGCAAACUAGUGCCUGCUAAACGUUAUGUUUCUUUCAUUCCUUUCAUUUGUUUAAUGUGUUACAGUACACCUAUGUUGCAAUUAUACACUAAGUGUACAAAACAUUAUGAACACCUGCUCUUUCCAUGACAUAGACUGACCAGGUGAAUCCAGGUGAAAGCUAUAAUCCCUUAUUGAUGUCACUUGUUAAAUCCACUUCAAUCAGUGUAGAUGAAGGGGAGGACACAAGUUAUAGAAUUAUUUUUAAGCCUUGAGACAAUUGAAACAUGGAUAGUGUAUGCAUGCCAUUCAGAGGGUGAAUGGGCAAGACAAAAUAUUUAAGUGCCUUUGAACGGUGUAUGGUAGUAGGUGUCAGGUGCACCGGUUUGUGUCAAGAACUGCAACACUGCUGGGUUUUCACACUCAACAGUUUCCCAUUUGUAUCAAUAAUGGUCCACCACCCAAUGGACAUCUCAUUAGGAAGGUGUUCUUAAUGUUUUGUACACUCAGUGUAUCUGAACAAUACAUUUAAAAAAUUUGCAUCAAUGAUUGUGAAAAAUGUCUUUAAAGACCACACGUUUGAUCACACAUGGGAUAGAAAUUAUGGAAAUUAUAUUUUCAGUCAAUUUUGAUGGGUAGUGCAAGUGCAUUGCCUACAGUGAAAACAGUGUAAUAUACUAUAAGUUGCAGUACUGUAGCAUAUUACAUUCAAAGGGCAAUUUUCAAAGAUGUAGCUUUUAUUUUUUGUUAUUGGAUUAACUCGUUAAAACAACUAAAUUGAGAAAAUUGUUGUGUUUCAGUGAUUAAAUCAAUCUUCUCAUGGUAUUUCACAGUAAAACCUAUAUUUUGAACAUUAGACUCGCUGCGUUACAAGUGUUACCAGUUUGGCAUUUUGUACUAAGAGUUUUGAAGAUUCACCGAAUACUUGUGAAAAUGGCACCAAAGCGAUUGAAAAAAAAAACGGUUAUCUUGAUAUUACUUCGGUCAAGACAAUCAAGUAGAAUCUCAUCAGAUUAUAUGACUUUACCUGCUGGGUGGUUAUUUUUUUCUUUGCGCAAUGAAAAACUCAUCACUAACUCCUGACAGCUUUUUCCGUCUGACCUGACAUAUUACUCUUGUUAACAUUUCUUGUUCCUGUGUGUCCUCUGUCAGGAUGACCUGCUGUCUCUGAAGGUGGGCAGUGUGCUCCACCACCUCAGCAUCAAGAGAGCCAUUCAGGUGCUGCGCCUCAACAACUACGAGCCCAACUGCCUGCGCCGACGGCCCUCCGAUGAGGUAGGGCCACUGGAUCACUGGUAGUUUUCAUUAGGCAACAAACCAAAGAAAACGGACUGAAAUAGGGCUGAUUUUUGCUUUCCGUUGCAAAUGUUUUAAAUCGUUUUCUGGUGUGUGCCCUAAUGAACACAACCCUGGUUCCAGGCAUUCAUGAACACUUGUCAAUGCUACUGUUACUGUUGUGAAGGCUCAUGUCCUCACCCAUAACCUCUGGCCAUGUCCCUCCCUUGCCACUCACCUCACCUGUCUCACUUUGCUCAUUAGCACCCUUGACUAUUUAAGCAGCAGUUUCUCCCUCCAGUAUUCCUUAUUACUGUUGGUGAAUGCAUGGGGCAGCCAACUUGUUUUUUCCUUUCCAUGUUGUGCGUGAUGGACAAUAAACAUGUUGAGCUCCUGUUGGAGAAACUCCCCACUGAGCAGUUUAGCGAAUUCAAGCAUUUCAUCUGUAUAUCCAACACAGGUGCUAUAUCCUACAACCUACCAGACUUUGCCACCUGGCUCCAGGCAGAGGUGCCUGCCUAGACACAGAACAGCGUCAGGUCAACAGCGUCACUCAGGGCAACACCAUCACUCCCCUCGCAGGUCCAUCCAAGGCACUAAAUCUUCCAUACCAGACUGGUCAGCCAUCAUCACCCCGUAUACCCACAUGUGCACACUGCUAUUCUGCUGAUCACCUCAUUAGUAGAUGUGCACACUUCAGCCAGAUGACCAAUGACCAGAAGGAAAACUGCAUCCAGAACCUCAAGAGAUGCUGACGCUGUGCCCGAAACCAUCAAGCUUCAAAAUGCGACCUAUCCACAACAUUAUCCUGCAUCCUUUAAAUCAAAUCAACAACAAAAAAUUGCCACAUGCGGCGAAUACAACAGGUGUAGACAUUACAGUGAAAUGCUUACUUACAAGCCCUUAACCAACAAUGCAUUUAAAAAAAUGUUUUGAGGUAAUAUGUACAUGUGGGUAAACUUAAAGUGACUAUGCAUAAAUAAUAAACAGAGUAGCAGCAGCGUAAAAGGUGGGGGUGGGGGGGCAGUGCAAAUAGUCCGGGUAGCAAUGAUUAGCUGUUCAGGAGUCUUAUGGCUUGGGGGUAGAAGCUGUUGAGAAGCCUUUUGCUUGCCGUGCGGUAGCAGAGAGAACAGUCUAUGACUAGGGUGGCUGGAGUCUUUGACAAUUUUGACACUGCCUGGUAUAGAGGUCCUGGAUGGUAGGAAGCUUGGCCCCAGUGAAGUACUGGGCCGUACGCACUACCCUCUGUAGUGCCUUGCGGUCGGAGGCCGAGCAGUUGCCAUACCAGGCGGUGAUGCAACCAGUCAGGAUGCUCUCGAUGGUGCAGCUGUAGAACUUUGUGAGGAUCUGAGGACCCAUGCCAAAUCUUUUCAGUCUCCUGAGGGGGAAUAGGCUUUGUCGUGCCCUCUUCACGACUGUCUUGGUGUGUUUGGACCAUGAUAGUUCGUUGGUGAUGUGCACACCAAGGAACUUGAAGCUCUCAACCUGUUCCACUACAGCCCUGUCGAUGAGAAUGGGGGCGUGCUCAGUCCUCUUUUUUUCCCCCUGUAGUCCACAAUCAUCUCCUUUGUCUUGAUCAUGUUGAGGGAGAGGUUGUUAUCCUGGCACCACACGGCCAGGUCUCUGACCUCCUCUCUAUAGGCUGUCUCAUCGUUGUCGGUGAUCAGGCCUACCACUGUUGUGUCGUCAGCAAACUUAAUGAUGGUGUUGGAGUCGUGCCUGGCCAUGCAGUCAUGGGUGAACAGGGAGUACAGGAGGGGACUGAGCACGCACCUCUGAGGGGCCCCCGUGUUGAGGAUCAGCGUGGCAGAUGUGUUGUUACCUACCUCAUGUGUUUGUGUGCAAUAAAACCCCACUAUUUGGAUUCCUGCGUCAUCUCGUUUCAUCUGCAUUCUUAUCGAUGCGCCAUGGUGGCACUUUGAACUCUGAACCAGUCAAACCUCCUUAUACAGUCCACCCUUUCUAUAGUUACUGUACCGUCCCCUUUUUGUCGUUCUCCACUUCUUCAAGCUACACAAGUGUUAUCAAAUCCUGUCGCUCAGUCAUUUGUUCUGUUGAUAAACAUUAUUUUCUCUGUCUCCUGAUUGGUCAGAACAACAUCACACCAGCAGAGAUCUCCCAGUGGACCAAUCACAGAGUAAUGGAGUGGCUGAGAUCAGUAGACCUGGCGGAGUACGCCCCCAACCUGAGGGGCAGCGGCGUCCACGGGGGACUCAUGGUGAGAAAGAAUGAUCCAAUUCAUUUUUUUUUUUUUUUUUUUACUGCUUCAGUUUAAACUUUAAUGACUAAAACCAGAUAGACUGCGUAGAAAUUACAGUGGGUUAUUUCAUCAUUGAAACGUUGAAUAUUUUUUAUUUUAUCUUACAAUGAGAAAAUCUAUCCCACAUCUCACAAUGUUGCCUCUUCCCCCAGGUGCUGGAGCCUCGGUUCAACGUGGAGACCAUGGCCCUGCUGCUGAACAUUCCCCCCAACAAGACACUGCUGCGGAGGCACCUGGCCACCCACUUCAACCUGCUGGUGGGCUCUGAGGCCCAGGGGCUCAAACAGGAGUGUCUGGAGAACCCUGACUACACCCUGCUCACCGCCACCGCCAAGGUCAAGGUAGGGGUCAAAAGUAGUGCACAAUAUAGGAAAUAGGGUGCCAUUUUGGAUGCAGCCAUGGUUUUACUGUAGGUGAGGAGUGAUGGAGAAGGGGAAGACGUGGGUUUGGCUGUGGUAAGAAUGGUUCUCAUGUGUUUGAUCUGGUUUUGGUUAUGAACUUUAGUCUCAGUUGAGAAAUAAUCUGUUCCCACCAGCCGAGGAAGAUGUCGUUUGGGAGCUUCGGCAGCCUGAGAAAGAAGAGGCAGGAUGACAGUGAGGAGUAUGUCUGCCCCAUGGACGUGGAGAUGCCAAAGGGACGUAGCUUCCAGAAAGGCUAUGAACUCCAGCUCUACGAGGACGACCUGGACCGGCUAGAGCAGGUCAACUACUGGUCUGAUCCCAGAUCUGUUUGUGCUGUCUUGCCAACUCCUAUGCUCAUUGUUGGCAAGACAUUUCUCUGUAGUGGUGGCAUUGUGCUCAGUACACAUAACAAGUCAUCACAUCAAUACUUACAUUCAACCUCCACCUUUAGAUUGUUCUCUACUCAAUGUUUAGAGUUUGCCUGUAUUACAUAGACCUUUCUGGUCAUUCACUACCGUGACAGGAGAUGGCAGCACUGUGCCUAGUUUGUGUAUUCUUUCAGAGCAGCUGAACACUAACAGGGUUACUAACAGGUCUUCUUAGUAGUGGUGUUGAGUGUCAAACCUUAUCUGUUAUUAUAGAUGGAGGACUCAGAGGGAACUGUGAGGCAGAUCGGAGCCUUCUCUGAGGGCAUCCAAAACUUGACGGUA